This is a messenger RNA of Podarcis lilfordi (Lilford's wall lizard), 76015 nucleotides long. The record is from the annotation of a GenBank genome assembly. Lineage: Eukaryota; Metazoa; Chordata; Lepidosauria; Squamata; Lacertidae.
AUGGGGGGGACCUUGAGCCGCCGCGGGCAGCCGCCGCCUCCGCCUUGCAGGCUGGAGGGGGCCGGGUAAGUGCGGGGGGAGAGACUGGCAGGUGACCCUCCCUGGCAAGGGGGUGUAACUCCCCCACUGUGACUCCCCCACGAGGAGGAAAAGCUGGUGGAGCAGACAGGGUGGUGCAGUGGUUAGAGCGUCCGAGAGCCCACGAAGUGACCUUGGCCCAGUCCCUGUCUCUCAGCCUAGCCCACCUCACAGGGUUGUUGUGGGGAUAAGACGGAAAGGGGAGACGUGUGCGCCCCCUGCCUGCGCUCCCUGAAAGGUAGUGGGAUACAGAUGACAAAAUAAGAGCUCCCCUCUUGUUCCCGUCAAAGCUAAGGCUGAUCAGCCCCCUAUGAAAAUUGGAAUUUUUGAAAAGCCCCGGCUGCUCGGAGGGAGACGUUUUCUGUGCAUUGUAGUUAGGCUGCAAUCCUGAUCGUCUUUGCUUCAUUGGAGAAUAAACUUCCUUGACAUCGGACAGGCUUCAGUGAGCCUGCAGAGGAUUGGGCCCUUCUUCUCUUGUGGGUCAAAGAUGGCUUCUGGGUGGCUGUCUCCAUCCCACAUUCUCCCCCACUGAUGGUCAUGUUCUCUCUCCUCUCCUGGAGGCAGAACUAAGGCCUCUGAAUGGGGAGGGCAGUGCAGUUGGGGGCUUUCCAGGCACCUGGAGGCAGGGAGCAGGAGGGAGACUUACAGACUGCAGCCUCCUCUGCCCUUUUGUCCCGCGGCUGCUGCUGCACCUGGAGAAGGGCAGCAGGCUGAGCAGCCAGAAGGCUGAGCCUGCCAGCCCGGCCCACGGGCAGCCAAGGGAAGUUUCUGCCAUCGCGGUUUCGGGGGGGGGGCUGCUUAUUUAGAGGCUCCAUAGCCUUGGGCCUCCCCAAAGGGGUAUUUUCCCUUGGGGUUUAUCCUCUGGAGGGUGAUGCAGGUGACAUGAUUCCCCCUGAACUGUUGUUUGUGGGUGGGCUUCCUCCUUGGUGGAACAACUGUGGCUGGAAGGCAAAUGGGGGUCAGACUGGCUUCUAGUUGAGACACGGAAGGUUUGGAGAGUGGAGCUUGGGGUGAGAGCGCAAAUGCAGCACCUCAACUGAUGGUGUCUCUGGUUUUUGCUGUUUUCUAUAUCUCCUGUAGUUAUUGUACAGUGGUGCCCCACAAGACGAAUGCCUCGCAAGACGAAAAACUCACUAGACGAAAGAGUUUUCCGUUUUUUGAGUUGUUCCGCAAGACGAAUUUCCCUAUGGGCUUGCUUCGCAAGACAAAACGUCUUGCGAGUUCUUGCAAGUUUGUUUCCUUUUUCUUAAAGCCGCUAAGCCGUUAAUAGCCACUAAGCCGCUACGCUGUUAAUAGCCACUAAGCCGCUAAGACGCUAAUACAGUGGUGCCUUGCAAGACGAAAUUAAUCCGUUCCACGAGUCUCUUCGUCUUGCGGUUUUUUCGUCUUGCGAAGCACAGCUAUUAGCGGCUUAGCGGCUAUUAACGGCUUAGCGGCUUUAAGAAAAAGGAAACAAACUCGCAAGAACUUGCAAGAUGUUUCGUCUUGCGAAGCAAGCCCAUAGGGAAAUUUGACUUGCGGAACGACUCAAAAAACGGAAAACUCUUUCGUCUAGCGAGCUUUUCGUCUUGCGAGGCACCACUGUAGCCGCUAAGCCGCUAAGCCACUAAUAGCCGUGCUUCGCAAGACAAAAAAACCGCAAGACGAAGAGACUCGCGGAACGGAUUAAUUUCGUCUUGCGAGGCACCACUGUACUUUUGUGUUUGCAAUUACUGCAAUUUUAUUAUAUUUUAUUUUGCAUUAAUCUGUUCACUGCUUUGGGAGCCUUCGGGCCAAAACGUCUGUAUAAAUAAACCAAUCAAUGAGUGAAUCUGGUUGAGAACAAGAUGCUGCCCUAGAUGGGCUUUUGGCCUGAUUCAACACAGCAAUCCUGAUCUUUUGCAAUCCUGUUCUCAUGCUCUCCUGUUCUGCACUUGUCCACCCCUUUGCAAGGGUCCCCAUUACCUUUCAUGGACUACUGGAGAUAGGACAAUAAACCAGCUGAGCCUCUUCUCUAUGUGUCUACAUCAAAGUAACUCCCACUGUGACCAAUGGGGCUUACUUCCCAGGAAGUGGAUUUAACAUCCUGGCCUCUGAAAUUUGUGACUAGUCUAGCAGAUUUAUUUUGACAUCUUAUGCCACAAUAAAUCUGCUAGUCUUUAAGGUGCCACAAUUUUUUUGUUGCUGCUGCUGCUUUUGUUGAAACAUAAUGCUCUCCCCUCUGGAAUUUGUCACAAUAAGCUAGCCUGAUGGUUACUCACUUGGAUGCCUUUAUAAAUGAAAGGAUUAGAAGUGUUGGAGGGUGAAAAGGAUUGGCUGUGUAAGACUGGAGGAGGAUUGUCUCUGUGCUGUGUUGUACCUGUGGGCAGCUGUGAGGUGGGUGGCAGCCCAGCGGGAGAGCACUUGUUUUGCCUUAGGGGCUCUGAGGUUCAGUCUCUGGGAUGGUCAGGUAGGGCAGGGAAAAUCAUCUCCCCAAGGCCCUAGAAAGCUGCAGCCUGUGAGUGCGUAGCCAAUGUUCCCCCAAAUAAUUCUGGGGUGCUACUUGUUUAAGGGUGCUGAGAGUUGUUAGGGGACCCCAUUCCCACCCCAGAGCUACAAUUCCAGAGUCCCCUGGGAAGAAGGAUCAAAUGUGAAGCCACUCUGGGAAGCCAGAACAUGGUACCCUCGUUCUUUAAAUGUACUGUAUGUUGUGACUGUGGCCUAACAUGGAUGGAAAAGGUACAGCGAAAGGGCACACCAGUUCUGCCAGGUGUGACUAAAAGGCAAGGGGACACCUCCUGUUGCUGCCUCAUUUCCUGCCAGGCUCUUGCUCCAUGACGUUUGACAGCUCCCUGGCACACAGAUAUUACACAGGUGGAAGGUAUCCUAUUGCUUCAUCUCUCUACCAGCGAUGGAGCACGUGCCAUGCACACACCUUGUCUCAGGCAGGUUCACUCUCUGGCAUCUCUGGGAAGGGCUGUCCAGAGCCCUGGAGAGCUGCUGCCAGUUGGUGUAAACAAUAUUGAGCUGAUAAAAGGCAUGGGACUCUUCUACUGAGACCUAGUACUGUCUCAGUGCUUGCUGCUUCCACACACCCACCCCCAAAUCAGCCCACCACACCUACCCAACCAGGACAUUUGUCAAUAAAGAAUUAAUACAUCAUAGAGGUCCAAAUCCUUGUUCUCUCUCUGUAGCCCUUGAGGCCUUUGAUGAAGUUCAUGCAGCUGCACAGCUUCUGCCCCCGCACUCAAAUCCUGCCACUGAAAUUGUGCUUACCGUAUUUUUCGCCCUAUAGGACACACUUUUUCCCCUCCAAAAAUGAAGGGGAAAUGUGUGUGCAUCCUAUAGGGCGAAUGCAGGCUUUCGCUGAAGCCUGGAGAGCGAGAGGCGUCGGUGCGCACCGACACCUCUCGCUCUCCAGGCUCCAGGAAGCUAUCUGCAAGCCUUGCGCACCCGGGGGGAGAUCCCUCUGGGCACGCACGGCUUGCGGGCGGCAGCCUGCAGCGCGGAGCACAGGGCGCCCUCCGGAGGACGUCCUGUGCUUCGCGCAGAUGUCGGCAAGCCUUGCGCACCCGGGGGAUCUCCCCCGGGCGCGCAAGGCUUGCGGGCGGCAGCCUGCAGCACGGGGCGCCCUCUGGAGGACGCCCCGUGCUUCGCGCAGGUGUCCGCAAGCCUUGCGCGCCCGGGGGAGAUCCCCCUGGGCGCGCACGGCUUGCGGGCGGCAGCCUGCAGCGUGGAGCACGGGACGCCCUCCGGAGGAUGCCCGUGCUUCGCACAGGUGUCGGCAAGCCUUGCGCACCCGGGGGAUCUCCCCCGGGAGCGCAAGGCUUGCGGGCGGCAGCCUGCAGCGCGGAGCAAGGGGCGCCCUCUGGAGGACGCCCCAUGCUUCGCGCAGGUGUCCGCAAGCCUUGCACGCCCGGGGGAGAUCCCCCCCAGGCGCGCAUGGCUUGCGGGCGGCAGCCGGCAGCGCGGAGCAUGGGGCGCCCUCUGGAGGAUGCCCCGUGCUUCGCGCAGGUGUCUGCAGCCUGCCGCCCAGCGCGUGGGGCACCCUGAAGCAGAGCGCCCCUCACGCCGGGCAGAUAUUGGCCAGCCCCACAAGCUCGGGGGACAACGGGGAGGCGCAGCGCCGCCAUCCCACUGUUCCCCGAGCUGGUUUUGGGGGGGAAAUAAAGGAAAAAAUUUUUUCCUUUAUUUCCCCCCCAAAAAAGUAGGUGCGUCCUAUGGGACGGAGCGUCCUAUGGAACGAAAAAUACGGUAUAUAAUAUGUCCCUACUGUACUGGUUGAGAGAAAUUAACACAACUAGAGGACAAAAGAUCUAGGACUGAGAAAAUAUGGAAAGUGUUUAUUGAUCAUACACGUGCAAAUGCCCCCUGCCCUCAAUAUAGACUACGGAGCUUUUCAGUUACCUCUUUACCUUGAAACCCUGUAAAGAAUAAAGGAGAACCAUCAGGAUUCACAUUAGCAAAGCCCUCUUCAUCCCUUGCUCACCUAAUGAGGAAUCCAGGAAGAGCAAGUGCUCCCCUCCUUCUGCUUGGCUGUGAUCCAUGUUAAGUAGGAACAUCUUUUUUAUGUUUCUCUAAAAGAUAAGAGACAAAUUAAGAACAAAAGGGAUACAAAGGGGGAGUUACUAACUGAGGCUUACGACCCGCUCAAUACAUGCUGAUAAUCUUCACACUUGCUAUCUCUGCAUGGCAAAGGUGUCCCUGCCCAGGUAUGGAGAGGGUGGUCCUCUUCCCUGCCAAAGCAGGGAGAGAAAAGUGCUUUGCAAACUUGGAAGCCACACUUGCAAAAGUCCCCCUUGCCCACCACCCAAUGAUUUCACAUUUACACAGGCAGCAAAUGUGGGAUGUCACACAGAGACCAUUCUGGAAUAUGCUGUCUUACAACCUGAGCCCUGGGUUCCUGUUAUUAGUUCCAGUUGUAUUUUGUUUUGUUUUUAAAAACAUUCUAAACUGGAUUUAGAUGUUAUCAUAGGAAGUCGUACAGCAAUUACAAACUAUCUAUGAGAACCCAUUUAUAAUUUUUGGUGCAAACAGUUCUGAGAUAAGAAGAAGCAGAUGCUGUCUUGAGGACACCCCCGCCUUAAAAAAAACAGGUUCCAAAUUUGCACCCCACCCAAACAUUAUUGGCAUCCAUCUGUCUUGGGAGAUAAUGGAAGAGUGUGCCUUCAAGGGUAAAGUCAUACCAUUGGAGAGUUACAGCACCUGCUGUGGCUGUAGAGACUGAUAGGGGAGAGACAUGUUUUGUUGCAGCUGGGGCAGAUGAAGGAGUCUGGUUGUGCUGCUGCAGAUGCACCAGGAUGUUUCUUUUCUCGCACUCCUGCAAGCGGUCAUUCCUCUUCUGGUCACACUUGUGGAUGCAUGACCUGACUGUCUGCAGGCACUGCACUCAUCUGCAAGGGAUUCCUACAUGGCGGAAUUGAUGUUGCCGACCUUCAUGUCACAUUUGCAGAUGUCUGUGUUGCACAUAAUUGGUCUGCCAAAGGGCCCUGGUGCCUAAAGGCAGCUCACCAUAGACCAGGUCCUUGGGGAUUCUUCUAUCUUCCAUUCUGUGUACAUAAUCAAGUGAGUGUUUCUGUCGCUGAGACAGAAGUGUGAAGAUGCUGGGAGUAGCUCAGUUGAUAAGAGUAUGAGACUCUUAAUCUCAGGGUCAUGAGUCUGAGCUGUGUGUUGAGCAAAAUAUUCCUGCAUUGCAGGGGGUUGGAAUUGAUGACCUUUGUGGUCCCUUCCAACUGAUACAGUUGGGGCAUGUUCUCAGGGAUUGUGUGAAGAAGCCCAAAUGACUGUCAGGGGUGGCAAUUUGACCCCUGGGGUCUCUGCACCUGAGGCAUUAUGGGAGUUGUAGUCCAACAACAGCUGCAGAGUUGCAUGCUAGCCGCCACUGCCUAAAGCUUGAGGAAGGGCCAAAGCCCAGGGGCAGAGCAUCUGCUUUGCUUGCAGAAGGUUCCAGGUUCCAUCUCUGGCAUCUCCAAGUAGACCCUCCAACACCAAAGAGCAACUGUUCUACAUGGACUAUCCUGAGUCAGACCAUUGAUGUUCCCAAAACAAAGUGUCUUGUGCAUAAGCCAGUGGUAGCUGACCUGUGACCCUCCAGAUGUAGCUGAACUGCAGUUUCUACCUGUCUCCCCCCUCCCCCUGUCAUGGCCAGUGACAACAGCUGGAGGACCCCAGGCUGGUUUGCCAUCCCUGACAUAAAGUUCUGUGGACUCCAGUCUGAUGAGGUGGACUCCCAUCCACAAGAGGACCUGCCACAGGACGCUUUUUGGUUAUUUCCAGAAUACCUGUUUGAUGAACUUUGUACAACUUUUGUCUGGAGGUUAGGUAGUAUUAACUAUUUCGUGAGCAUUCAUUCUGAUUUGUUUGCUGGGUGGGGGAAGACAUGAGUGGAAUAUUGGUACAUCUUCUCAUCACUUUACCACAAAAUGUACAAAAUAGUGGUGGGGGAAGCUGGUCUGUUGUGCAAAAACACCAAAUGAACUUUAAUAACACAACCUGAAUUUGCUGGCACGUGAUGAAAUCCCACCGUAAAGUAACAGCAUCUCCUGAAGUGUCAUGAGACUUCACUGUUGUCUGCUACAACAGCCCAAUACAGCUACACGAAUCUCCUAAAUUAUUUCGGAAGUAACACCAAGCCCACCGAUAAUGUGCGGGAAAGCUUACAGCAAGCGUACAAGAUUGAGGAAAGCACAGUGUGAGCUUUUCAGGUCAAAUCCUGUGUUAACUGUCAAUUUUGUUGUUGUUGUUGUUGUUGUUGUUUAGUCCGACUCUUCGUGACCCCAUGGACCAGAGCACCCCAGGCCCUCCUGUCUUCCACUGCCUCCCGCAAUUUGGUCAGACGAGAACACUGUCCAACCAUCUCAUCCUCUGUUGUCCCCUUCUCCUUGUGCCCUCAAUCUUUCCCAACAUCAGGGUCUUUUCCAGGGAGUCUUCUCUUCUCAUGAGGUGGCCAAAGUACUGGAGCCUCAGCUUCAGGAUCUGUCCUUCCAGUGAGCACUCAGGGCUGAUUUCCUUAAGAAUGGAUAGGUUUGAACUUCUUGCAGUCCAUGGGACUCUCAAGAGUCUCCGCCAGCACCAUAAUUCAAAAGCAUCAAUUCUUCAGCGAUCAGCCUUCUUUACGGUCCAGCUCUCACUUCCAUACAUCACGACUGGGAAAACCAGAGCUUUAACUAUACAGACCUAUGUUGGCAGGUGAUGUCUCUGCUUUUUAAGAUGCUAUCUAGGUUUGUCAUCGCCUUUCUCCCAAGAAGCAGGCGUCUUUUAAUUUCAUGACUGCUGUCACCAUCUGCAGUGAUCAUGGAGCCCAAGAAAGUAAAAUCUCUCACUGCCUCCAUUUCUUCCCCUUCUAUUUGCCAGGAGGUGAUGGGCCCAGUGGCCAUGAUCUUCGUUUUUUUGAUGUUGAGCUUCAGACCAUAUUUUGUGCUCUCCUCUUUCACCCUCAUUAAAAGGUUUUUUAAUUCCUCCUCACUUUCUGCCAUCAAGGUUGUGUCAUCUGCAUAUCUCAGGUUGUUGAUAUUUCUUCUGGCAAUCUUAAUUCUGGCCUGGGAUUCAUCCAGCCCAGCCUUUCACAUGAUGAAUUCUGCAUAUAAGUUAAAUAAGCAGGGAGACAAUAUACAGCCUUGCUGUACUCCUUUCCCAGUUUUGAACCAAUCAGUUGUUCCAUAUCCAGUUCUAACAAAACCUUAUUAAUGUUGCUUUUAAUUUGAUAUGCUCUUAAUUUCGACUAACAGUCAGAGGGAUAGUUAGGAUGAUAAGGAUAUUGCCUCCCUCUGUGGGUGAUGGAUGUCUUCUACAGUCAUACCUCUGGUUACAGAUGCUUCAGGUUGCGCGUUUUCAGGUUGCACACCGUGCCAAACCCAGAAGUACCAGAACAGGUUACUUCUGGGUUUCGGCACUCGCAGAUGCGCAGAAGAGCUAAAUCGCGCUUUGCGCAUUCAGAGAAGUGCCGAAUCGUGACCCAUGCAUGCGCAGAUGCGGCACUGCAGGUUGCGAAUGUGCCUCCCGCACGGAUCACAUUCGCUACUCGUGUGUCCACUGUAUUCUGCUUUUCUGUAUUCCUGCUGAAGAGCUUUCUUGCAUUUGGUCCUGUUAAGAUGUGCACUGGCUGUCUCCCAGCAACGGUGCUGAGUGAGUGUCAGUGUGUUUGCAAAGAAAAGGAAGUUCCAUUUUGUUUGAACAGAGUCUGUUCCUCACACUGCAGAGAUGUGUAACUGAGAGGUGGCUUGAAUGUGUUGUCUUUUCGGCUGUGAUCCUGUGGAACACAGGAAGGCGCCUCAUGCCACGCCAGGCCAGUGUUACCAGUGUUUGCGUUUCCUUUGGAAAUGAGGCACAACAGAGACUGUGGUGUCCUUGUGAUAUAGGGUUUAUGUACACAUAUCUACGAUGGAGGAACUCACAGCAUUACGCACAAAGAGGUUCUUGCUUCUCCUGUGGUCUCAGUCUUGGAUGCCAGCAGAAAUCAGCCACGGCCCUCUGUCUCUCUGCUCUGCACUGCCACUUUUUUUCUCUCAGCUCACAUCCCAGCCAACUGCAAUUCUAAAAACAACUCCUCUCCUUUCAGCUCUAAAACUCUACUUCAGAGGCCUCUGACACGGAGCCACUCGCUUUGUCCCCCAAGACUCAUCUUUAGGGGGUCAUCACCAGGCUGGCUCCUGCCUUGUAUUUCAGCAUACUAAAGCCAGGAAUUAGAAGGGGGGUCUUGGAGUCAGAAGGGGAGUCCAGGCACCCCACAUAUUCAUAACAAUAUUGAAAUCUAAGACUGUGGCACAAUGUGGUGCCCUCCCUCUGUAUUUUGAACUCCCAACUCAGCCCCAGCCAGCAUUGCCAUUGGUCAGGAAUGAUGGGAGUCAGUGGCCUGUGGUUAGGCCUCCAUGGGGCUGUCCCUAAAAAAGUUUGGCCCAACUCACAGUUGUAGACAUGGCUUAGAUCUGGUGUUCACCUCUAUGGAUGUUGGUGAUCUGACACUAAGUAAAAGUGAAACAAAAGAAGUGCCAUGGUCGGAUCACUGCCUGGUGCAACUGGACUUCUCUGCAGCCCUUUCCCUCUGCAGGGAGGUGGGACUGAUUCAGAUGGUCCGCUCCCGCCACUUAAUUGAUCCAAAUGGAUCAAAAUGGUUUCCAGGGAGUGGUAGGGGAUAUUUUAUCCCAUGCUGAUGGCCUUUCAGCUGAUUCAUUAGUGGCCCACUGGAAUGCAGAGUUAACCAGGGCUAGUGACUGUCUGGCUCUGAAGUGCCCUCUCUGAUUGCAUGGAGCCUGGACAGCCCUGUGGUUUUCCCCUGAGCUGAGGGUGAUGAAACAAUCUUUGAGAUGGCUAGAGUGUAGGUGGUGGAAAACUCAUUCUGAAUUGGACUGGACACGGGCUAGAGCUCAACGUCGAGCCUACCAAGUGGUGAUAGCGACUGCAAAUAGGACCUUCUUCACUGCCUCUAUUGUAUUUGCAGAGAACAGCAGCAGGAGACGCUUUCAGGUGGUUCGCAAUCUAUCGGAACCACCUUCAUCACCGGGGCCUGAUAGGGACCCCAAGAUCUCCUGCAAUGCUUUUGCAAAGUUUUUUGCAGAUAAAGUUGCACAGAUUCAGAAAGAGGUAGAUUCCACUGUGGGAGCAGGGGCGGGGUGGGAGAGUGCUAGAGUUCUUGUCUGGUCAAGUUGUGUGGGAUCAAUUCCAAUCUGUUACCUCCGAGGUUGUGAACAGGCUGCUUGGACAAGUGAAACCGACCACCUGUCUCCUUGAUCCUUGCCCAUCCUGACUAAUGAAAGCAAGUCUGGAAGGGCUGGGCGAUGGGCUCUGCGGGGUGGUGAAUGCUUCUCUCUGCGAGGGAGCCUUCCCAGACCCACUGAAAGAGGUGGUCAUUAAACCCCUUCUUAAAAAAAAUCUUUAGACCCGGCCAAUAUGGCCAACUAUCGCCCCGUCUCAAAUCUUCCAUUCUUGGGCAAGGUGAUUGAGCAGGUGGUUGCUCAACAACUCCGGGCACACCUGGAGGAUGCGGACCAUUUGGAUCCCUUCCAGUUGGGAUUCAGGCCUCAUCAUGGAACUGAAACUGCCUUGGUCGCGCUGGUCGAUGAUCUCUGGCGGGCUAGGGACAAAGGUGAGAGCUGUUUCCUAGUUCUGCUGGAUCUCUCAGCAGCCUUUGAUACCAUCGACCAUAACAUCCUUCAGGACCAUCUAGAAGAGCUGGGAGCUGGGGGCACAAUUAUACAGUGGUUCCGCUCCUUUCUCCUGGGCCGUGUGCAGAAAGUAGUGUUGGGGGAUGAGUGUUCAAACUCCUGGGCUCUCACUUGUGGGGUGCCUCAGGAUUCCAUCCUUUUCCCCAUGCUUUUUAACACCUACAUAAAGCCGCUGGGAGAGAUCAUUAGGAAGUUUGGGUUGGGUUUUCAUCAAUAUGCAAAUGAUACCCAGCUCUACCUCUCUUUUAAAUCAGAACCAGUGAGGGCAGUGGAGGUCCUGUGUGAGUGCCUGGAGGUGGUUGGAGGAUGGAUGGCAACUAACAGAUUGAAGCUGAAUCCUGAAAAGACAGAAGUACUGUUCUUGGGGGACAGGGGGUGGGCUGGUGUGGAGGUCUCCCUGGUCCUGAAUGGGGUAACUGUGCCCCUGGUACACAGCCUGGGAGUCAUUUUGGACUCACAGCUGUCCAUGGAGGCACAGGUCAAUUCUGUGUCCAGAGCAGCUGUCUACCAGCUUCAUCUGGUACACAGGGUGAGACCCUACCUGCCCGCGGACUGUCUUGCCAGAAUGGUGCAUGCUCUAGUUAUCUGCCGCUUGGACUACUGCAGUGCGCUCUAUGUGGGGAUACCUUUGAAGGUGACUCGGAAACUGCAAUUAAUCCAGAAUGCGGCAGCUAGACUGGUGACUGGGAGUGGUUGCUGGGACCUUAUAACACCGGUCCUGAGAGACCUACAUUGGCUCCCAGUACAUUUCCAAGCACAAUUCAAAGUGUUGGUGCUGACCUUUAAAGCCCUAAACGGCCUCGGACCUGUAUACCUGAAGGAGCCUCUCCACCCCCAUCGUUCAGCCCAGACACUGAGAUCCAGCACCGAGGGCCUUCUGGUGGUUCCUUAAUUGCAAGAAGUGAGGUUACAGGGAACCAGGCAGAGGGCCUUCUCGGUAGUGGUGCCUGCCCUGUGGAACGCCCUCCCAUCAGAUGUCAAGGAAAUAAGCAACUAUCCUACUUUUAAAAGACACCUGAAAGCAGCCCUGUUUAGGGAAGUUUUUGAUGUUUAAUGCUGUAUUGUGUUUUUAAUAUUUGAUUGGGAGCCACCCAGAGUGGCUGGGGAAACCCAGCCAGAUGGGCAGGAUAUAUGAUUAUGAUUAUUGACUAGGCGGACUAGCGUAGUCCCCUAAAUGUUCCUCUGCCACCUCCUUCCCAAAGCCCAGGAAGUUUCUGCCCAGCUUAGGGAGGGAGUCGGAAUGCUCAUACAGUAUGUGCAAUGUCACACACAAACCGCCCCAUCGUCCUUGCAAGCUGGCAUCUCUGGCCCUAACUAUUCCCCUACAAAAAAAUUCACCACACGCCACCGAUGGGAGUUGUAGUCCAACAACAUCUGGGGGCACCAUGUUGGCUUUUCCUGCUCUCCUGUUGAAUUUAUUAAAACCAUACUUCACUUUCUCAGAUUUGGCAAGAAUGACCUCCACCUUUUGGUACUUUCUGGGGGAGCUUUGAAGUGCUAGAAAUGUGUGAUGUUUCUAAACUGAGAAGCUGAGAGUCUUAAGAUCUGGCUGAAAUAUUGUUUGCUGGAUGCGAUUCUGUGCUAGUCAUAUGCAGGGCUAGAAAAGGAUAGAUCCCCUGCUUGAGUGCAGAAGGUCCAGGUCUAGUUAAAUAAAGGAUUGGGUAGCAGAUGCUGGUCGGGGGGGGGGGGGAGAACCUGUGCCUGAGACCUGGAGAGGUGCUGCCAGUUCCAGUAGACAAUACUGGGCUAGAUGGAUAAAUGUUUUGACCUGCUAGAAGGCAGCUUCUGAUGUUCCCAUCCCCAACUGGCAGCAUCAAUAUUUUAGGCACCCAAAUAAAUCAGCACAUGGAGUUUCUUCUACCACUCUGAACCCAUUUUCUAUCGCAACAUUUUGUCAGUGUAUGGGGAUGCACAGCCUGUUCCUGUGCUUGUUUACUCAGAAGUAAGUCCAACUGAGUUUGGCAAGACUUAUUUCCAAUGAAGUGUGCAUUGUCUUCCUGAAUCCUUGGACAGUUGCUGUAAGAACAGCUUAUCUCCUCCUGUAUUUAUUUGCAGGCUUUCUCACAGCCUCAUCAGGGCCUCUUCCCACUCCACGUUUCUUAGCAACUGCAAAAAAUGUUAUGUAACUACGGUUACAGGAAAAUUAUGUGCUGAGGGAUGUGCGUGUGCAGCCCUGAUGCCACGUGGUGUGGGAGUAAGCCAAGGCUGCAGAGAGUCUAGAGAAUCUCAAUGGCUCAAAUUCUUCCAGAAACGAAACCACAGGCCUGCUGUUUGCUAUUCUGACUCUGGAGAAGGGAGCCUUCUUUUUCUGGUGCUUUCUGUUGGAAAAGCCAUCUCAAAGCUCCCUCUAGUGAGUUUUGCUGCUAGAGCUCCCAACAGAGCGAGGAUAGCAUUUAACAACUCCAAACUCAAUCCCAACUGAGAUUCUGGACUCCUCCAGAUGCUUUGCUCAUUGAACAUUUAUCCUGACCCAGCUCCACCCCUCAUCCACGGCGCUUGUGAAGGCCCAGUGUCCUGGCCACUGUUAGCGAUGGGGGAAUCUAACAGUUUCAGUUUCUUCUUUUUCCAGCCUCAGAUUCAGUUCUCCACAUUUCCACGUCAGUUUGUAAUUUUUUAAAGUGCUCAUGAAAAUUUACCUGCAUUUCAGGGCAAAUUUCUCCCAUUAUGCAAUUUUGUCUAAUUGAUCCAUUUUUGUUUUUAAAUUUUCAUAGUUUGGUGUCUACAUUUUUUUACACAUUACUUGGCUGGAGAAGCGCACUGUAGAAUUUGGAGAAUGGCUGAGUUUGUGGCCACCUAUUGUUUUGGAAAGUGCAAUUUCAGUAGAUUUGCCUAAGCAUAGAAGAGCUUACAGGAGGCAUCAAAAGGUUGGAAGAGAAGGUGCCUCUUGUUGCUGAGGCCUGCUGUGUUUCGUUCUAGGUGCUCCAUCUGGCAGUCACUUCACUUUCACAUAUGUGCACAUGCAAUUAAAAAGGGGGAGCCUGCAAUGAGAAAGGGGGGCCUGUGCGCACAUCUAAGAUCACUUCUUAAUUUUAACCUUGAGUGGAAGUGUUUGCAGGGGCGUACGAAGGUGGGGGGUGGCACACCUCGGGUGCCACCCGGGAGGGUGACAAGAUGGCCUGCUGCCUCCCCCCCAGCUGUAGAGCGGCUGAGGGCACAGCGUCCGUAUGGGCUGCCGAGCGUGCAUGCUCCCCUAGGGUGCCAGAGAGGCUUCCUCUGCCCCUGAGUGUUUGCAUUUGGCUCUGAGCAGCAGCUGGUCAACUGUGUGCUGGCUGUGAGAGGAAAGCCUUCUGGUGCUCCCUGCUUGAACAGCCCUGGCAAGGCACAGAUUGAAAUAGAGCCAAUUCCCUUUCAUGUGAGCCUGGCAUUGGCUGUGCCAUCAUGUUUCAUAUGCUCCCACAGUAUGACUGUCCUGCAUUCAAGAAGAGAUGCUCUGCUGGGAAGGAGCAGCUCUCAGGGAAGAUUUCAGCCACUGUGAUGGGAUCAUGUUCCAGCACCUAAAUCUAGUAAACACACAGUGUUAUCAAGAAUAGACCUGGACGGAUCUUUUGUUUCAGUUUCUCCCAAUUUCUUCUUUUUUCUAAUAUUAAAUUCUCUUCUACCCAUUUCCACACCUGCAAGGGUUUGGGUUUUGUUUUUUUUUUAAAGUCCUGAAAAUUCAGAAGUUCUUUAGUGGGAAUUUCUUCUCAGAUAUACAAUUUUGCAUGUGAUUUUUCUUCAUAUCAUGCAUUGUUGUAUGUUAUCUUCAUUUUUAUAAGACUUUCCCCUAAUAUAUAUGAUUCUGGAGAACUGUGUUGCCAAAUUUGGAGAAGUGCAAAAUUUCAAUGUUAGCUGUAUUUUUGCUUAUGUGUUUUUGGAAGUGUAGAUUAAGUAUUUGUACAUAAAAAUGGACUUUCUCUCCUGAAUUGGGAAGGGAAAUGAAUUCUGUGAAUUUCCAUGCCCUUUAUUUCUGAGGCUCGUCAUUCCUAUUUAAUUUUUUCACCCUGUACUUCAUAAACAUCUUUUCUACCCCGGGGUCUUUUUGACCACCACGGGGCCUUUCUUCACCUUCUGAAUUGCUGGUCAUUGCAGGAACAAUGGUUUAGAAAUUGGUGCCUGGGUAUUUCUUCUUCUCUCCUUGUUCAUUUUCCCUUGUGUAUUGUGCUUUUUUAAGACUGUAAGCCUGAGGGUGAGGACUGUCUUGUUCUGCUUGUAAGUAAGCCCCUCUGGGAGACUCUUUGGCUGAAAAGUGGGGUGCAAGUGCUCCAGAUAAAUAAAGGCAUACAUGGAGAAGCCUUUUGAAAUUGAACCUGGGACUUUCUGCCUGCAUUGCAGAUGCUCCACUUCUGAGCACACAGCAGCCCUCCGGAUCCUCUGGGGCUGUGUUCCCUUUACCAUAGAGCAGUGAUGGUGAACCUUUUAGAGACCGAGUGCCCAAACUGCAACCCAAAACCCACUUAUUUAUCGCAAAGUGCCAACACGGCAAUUUAACCUGAAUACUGAGAUUUUAGUUUAGCAGGGGAGGUUGGCGCAGCAACACAGUGGUGCCUCGGUUUUCGAACUGCUUAGUUCUCAAACUACUUGGAACCCAAACACUUCAAACAUGGAAAUGAGUGUUCCGGUUUUCAAACUUUUUCCAGAGCCCAUGCUCUGUUCUGAGUAUAACUUCCGUUUUGAGUGCCACACUUCCAUUUUCAGAGGGAAGGCGGGCUGAGCAGCAAGGGAGCAGGCACCUGCUACCCUCCAGUGCUGGGUCCCUCCACUGCCACAACAGCAACCACCCCAUCCUCCAGCUCCGGAGGCGCUGAGUGAGGGAAGGCUGGGCUGGGGCGAGCAGGCAAGGGAUGCCGCCGCCGCCACCACCCCCAGCCUGCUCCUGCUCCGGCUCCUGGAUUGGGCUGCUCCGCUAGGCAGUGUUGCUGCUUGCACAGGAACAGGAGCUGGAUCGGGGCUGCUCAGCUGGGGAGGUGCAGGCUCCAUCACACUUUCCAUUGAGGGGUUCGCGGCUGCACUCCCCUCAAGGGAGAAGUUUAAAAGAGUGCCCACCUCCGCAUGAGAUCCCCUGCAGCCCUGUGAAGGCAGCCAGGCUGAAUAGUUGCUGAGGUUGGGGAAGGUGGAGGCAGCCCAGAAGCUGCAUCUGAGAGCCCCUGCACCACCUGAAGGCAGCUAGGCACUCCCCAGCUGAACUGCCCCAUCCCGCUCCUACUUGCGAGCAAGCAGGAGCAUGGCUGGAAUCUCUCAGAAGUGGAGGCUUCGUGCUUCCCCGCCCUGCUCCUGCUUGCGUGCAAGUUGGAGUGGGAUCGGGCAGCUGAGCUGGGGAGUGCCUAGCUGCCUUCUGGUGGUGCAGGGGCUCUCAGAUGCAGCACGAAGCCUCCGCUCCCACACCGCAGGGUGUGUAAAGCCUCAACCUCGCAGCAGCAGCAGCAGCAGGAGGAAAGCGGCUGCUUGGAAACCUCGGCGGCCCACCAACGCAGCAGUGCGCUUCUGAGCGCGUGCAUAGCGCUAUGCCCUCCCCACCCACAACGGAGGCUCCCCAAGGGAAAAUGUGCACCCUGGAGGUUGUGGCUCCAUUCUGCACACCCCCCACACCCUAUCCGAGGCACUUCUACUCAGACACAAGUUGAGCUGAGGACUCGACGCGCUGCCCUUGCCUUCUGCCGGCUCUGUGCUGGGGUGAGGGCUCUGGAGUGCCCCCUCUGGCACGCGUGCCAUAGGUCUGCCACCACCGCCAUAGAGUAAUCCUAGCCUGACCUGGGAUUUGGAGGAAGAACAUGCCUGUGAGUCUUUUGUGGCCGCCCCCCUCGCCUGCCCUCUCUUCUUGCUCACCUGGCAGGAGUCUCUCUUCUUGGCAGCACAUGAUGUCCUGCCCAGACAACUGAAGGAUGUUGCUAAUGCCCUCCUCCAGAUUGGCUGCAGCUUCUCCUGGUCCUCAUCUAGCAAGUAAAGGAAUUUGCUGUUCUGCGGCCUGACAUUUGGCAGUCAGGAGAAAGUUGAGCUCUGCAGCAUCUGCUCCUCUCCUUCUGUUUUGCAGCAUUAUCUGCAGGGUCACGUGGGGCUCCUGUGCUGCGAGCCAAGUGUUGCAACCAGUUGCACAUAAGCUAUUCCUAGGGAAGGGGCUUUUAUAAGAAAAUUGGCACCAACUUCUGCCUCAUGAACCUUAGAGUUGUAAUGGGGGAUGAUCUGACUGUGUGGCUAUAGGAGGGGGAAAUUGCUCCCUGUCUUCCCUUGCAACAAUCAUUGUGUGAAGAAUUGCUUAAAACAGAUGCUUCCCCCCCCCCCGUCCUUUUGUUCUGACAGAAAAAUCGACCCUGGCAACCAUUUCUAAUAGGCGAUCCAUCCGCAUGCCUUAUUGACAUGAGCAGCUCCAGAGGUCAUUGCCUGCAUCCUCCAGGGCAAGCUUUGUGUUCUCUCCUGCUGCUGCUGCUGCCCCAAAAUGCCCUUGGAUAAGCCCACAUCCCAGACUUGCCAUUGGGGGGCUGGUCUCCAGGCUCGCUGGAGAGAGAGGUUUUUCUCCAGGGGGGCAGUUCAAAUGGACUUCAUGCCCAAAGGGAAAGGGGACUCCAAUAAUGCCAAGAAUCUUGGGCUGUGCCUGUACUCUGGAGAUUGCAUUAGAGAUUGCAUUAGCACCAAAGGCAACUAGCACAGCUGGACGGGUCACCAAAGUCUGUAGCAACUAAAGGGAGGGCAGCUGUGGUGGGGGCUUUUCAAGCAAAAGUUGGGUGGCCAUCUGUCAGGGAUGCUUGAGCUGUGCUUCCUGCAUUGCAAGGGGCUGUAGAUGACUCCUGGGAAUCCCUUCCUGCUACACAAUUAUGGAGUUCUAUGAUCUCUUUGAGAAGUGUUCAGCUGAGUGAAGUCUGCAGGAUGAGAAGGGACCUGCCUGCCAUUUUACAGUUGUACUCCCUGUGCUUCCUCAUGAAGGAAGGGAUAAGAUUACUCAGUAGUAAGGGAAAUGCACACUGCAUAUUAUCAUGAACCCAUCCUUCCCCUUGCUUUCUAGGCAGCCUCCCUUUGCUGAAGUUUAAUGGACUCCCUUGGAGUAGACUUGUCAUCCUGAUGGCAUUGUUCUAUGGAAGUGUCAUUUGUCUGGGUGGCAUGUUGGCCGCCAUGGUGUCUUGCCUUCUCUGCCGGCCAUCUUUUGACCUCUCAAUGCAUGAACAUGUCCUGACAAGCAAGCAGGCACAGGGGACCUGCAGCUUUAACCCUCCUUGAAUAAGGAGUUUCCUUGCCAAUACAGGUCUUGCUACAAAAGUCGGGUGCCUCCCCCACUCCCUGCUGAGCUGCAGCAAGAGUCCAUGGGGCUCCAGGUGCUCACCGCGUCUGUGUUCCUUUGGAGAAUUGACACAUGGCAGAGACUGUUGUAGAUUUAAGAACUAUGGCUUAUUCACCUUUUUACACGUCUGCAUGGAGAGAGUCCAGAUCUUACAGCUUGGUCAUUUCAAGAGGAGCUUGUCCCCCAUGGCAGUGCAACCCUGGAGUCCAAGGCAUCUCUCCCAGCCAGCCUGCAGACAACCUGCCCAAGAUGGAUCCCAAUCUUCCUUCCUCCUCCUUCUUCCCAGAACGCAGCUCUGCAGCUUGUACUUUCAUCCAUAUCCCAAUUAAUAAAAAUCCUGCCAUUUAUUAAUUUUUAGGGUUUAGGGGGGCCCCACCCCCCAAAAAAUCUAUAACAAUGUUAUAUAUAUCUUAUUGCAGACAUCUCUAGUAACACUGUUUGAAACAACCUGUUUGAAAAACGCUCCCUUUCUCUUCAGGUCACAUCCUUCAGUAGCCAUGCUUCAUACCCUCCACCAUCAGGGGUUUUCUCCUGGCUCAAAUAUGUCCUUGAAUUCCAUUAAGAACUCUGGACUUCCGGGUCAGCGCCAUCGGUGAAUGGCGGAGUUCCUCCGACCGGAGGAACGGGCUCCGUGGAAACUGGGUCUUCCCACCGCGGCGAAGGUGGGGACCCGCUAGAAAUUCCAGGCGGAGGAAGCCUGGGAACGUGGGGUUCGGCAGGGCACCAGGAGCGCCCCUCCUACUCACUGGGAACCCCAUUUUGGGGCGCUGGAGCGAAGUGGGGUGGAGCGAAGUGGGGUGAGUGGCACGGUGCUGCGAACUGAUUGCUAUUUUCACGGAGUGAAGCCGCACAGCCAUUGCCGGAGAGCGCUGACUUUUUCCUGUGGACAAUUGGAUUUAAAACAAGUACCCGUGAGUAGAAACGGAAAAUUGGAUUAAGAAAUAUCUCAAUUUGGCAUCGAAGCGGGAAGGUUCAAAACAGGAAGUCCGCCUUCCGCUUUUUGUAUAUAGACUAAAGCGAAAACUUUGUAAGCUAAAGCCUGGAAAGCUGUUUAAAAAAGUCUACAUUUCCUUCAUUCAUAGAAUCAUAGAAUCAUAGAGUUGGAAGAGACCACAAGGGCCAUCGAGUCCAACCCCCUGCCAAGCAGGAAACACCAUCAGAGCACUCCUGACAUAUGGUUGUCAAGCCUCUGCUUAAAGACCUCCAAAGAAGGAGACUCCACCACACUCCUUGGCAGCAAAUUCCACUGGCAAACAGCUCUUACUGUCAGGAAGUUCUUCCUAAUGUUUAGGUGGACUCUUCUUUCUUGUAGUUUGGAUCCAUUGCUCCGUGUCCGCUUCUCUGGAGCAGCAGAAAACAACCUUUCUCCCUCCUCUAUGUGACAUCCUUUUAUAUAUUUGAACAUGGCUAUCAUAUCACCCCUUAACCUCCUCUUCUCCAGACUAAACAUGCCCAGCUCCCUUAGCCAUUCCUCAUAAGGCAUCGUUUCCAGACUUGAAUACAUCUAAACUAGCCAAGUAUUAUUGUACUAUCUCCUUAGUUAUUCUGGGCUGUGUUUCCUUUGCUGAAUCAUUUGCUCCAAAUUCUUCAGGUCGGGCAUUGUUUUCUUUAUCGGAGAAGACUGAGGCAAAUAAGGCAUUGAGGAGUUCAGCCCUUUCUGUGUCCCCUGUUUGCAUUUCACCAUCUUCUCCUCUGAGUGACCUCACUGUUUCUUUCUUCUUCCUUUUGCUACGAACAUACCCAUGAAAGCCUUUUUUGUUGCUUUUAACCUCUCUAGCAAGCCUGAGUUCAUUCUGUGCUUUAGCUUUUCUGACUUUGUGUCUACACGUGCUGGCUAUUUGUUUGAAUUCCUCUUUGGUGGUUUCCCCUUUUCCAUUUUUGUACACAUCCUUUUUAAUCUUAACUCAGUUAAAAGUUCUUUAGAUAGCCACCCUGGCUUCUUUAGGCACCUUCCAUGUUUCCGUCUCAUUGGUAUUGCCUGACGUUGUGCUUUUACUAUCUCCCUCUUAACAAACUUCCAGCCAUCAUGAACUCCCUUUCCUUUUAGUAUUACUGUCCAUGGGAUCUCACCCAGCACUUCCCUAAGUUUUAUGAAGUCGGCUUUCUUAAAGUCAAGAAAUUGAGUCCUAGUAUGCUUGGCUGCUCCUUUCCGCUGUAUAGUAAACUUCAGAAGAGCAUGAUCACUCGCGCCUAAUGAUCCUUCCACUUCUACCCCACUAACCACUACCCCACUAACCAAAGUAAUUCAGAAUUACUGAAACCCCCUUGGAAGCAGGAGAAAUGGGGGGGGGGGACUUUGUUCAACCCUAGCAGGAGAGGGAGUGAAGAAGGAUAAGUUUCCACCGUCUCUAACCUGGGAACGGGGUGUCAGAGACAGAAAUUGUUGGAGAGGUUCAUCGACUGUGAAUGGAAUACUUUGACAGAUAGCUAAAGAAGAGAAACAAACUGAUUCCAAUGUUGCCUUUUGCAUUCUAAAGAAACAAAAUAUCUGGAAAAUACCUGAAAAAUGAAAGUAUUUUUCCUUUGUUGGACUUGCCUUUUAAAAAAAAUAGAUACAAACAGAAAUUGUCUCCUCUAGAGGGAGCUUGUUAAAUUGUUGCUGCAGUAUACUUGAGGACUCAACAGCUGUGAGAUUAAGAUCGUGGGACCAGUCUCUUCUGACCUUGACUAAAGAUGAGCUGGGAGGAAGACUGGGUGCUUGCUCUAUGCAAGACAAGUGCUUUGCUGGAACAGAUGCACGAGAAGAUGGAUUUGAUGAAUGAGAAAAUGGAUUUGAUGACUGUUGUGGUUAACAACUGUGGACAAACAGGGAACAUUGAUACAGAAAUCAUUCAGGGACCAACUCAUGAACCUGUACUGUCUGGGCAAGUGCAGAAGAUAAUGGAGGAGGAUGCGGUUGCACCUCAAAUAAUACAAAUGGAGAGACCCGAGGCCCUACAGGAGCAUAAGCCGCUGUCAUUGAAGAUUGAAGUUGGAGUGGGCCAGGGGGCGUUUAGAGCUGAGGAGGUUCCUAACUUUGGAGAGACCUGGAAAUAUGCUUUUAAAUACUUUUUGGAUUAUAUUGAUGACUGUGGGGAGUGGGACUGUGGGGAAUGGGCGGGUUUGAUGAAGAGAGAUGGAGACAAUUUUGGGUUGGAAUUCCCCAGAGACCUAUUCCUCAAUGAGAAAGGAAAGAAAUUAAGAAAGAGACCAACAAAAGACAAGGAAAAGGGCAAGUAUAAACAAGAAGAAGAAGAACUGCAGAAGGGACAUGGAAGAGACUUAAGGGCCUCGGACAUAAGGCUUCCAGGUUGAUGGACUAGAUGGAAUAGACAGUAAGGACUGACACGAUCCGAGACCAGGAAGAAGAGACGUGGGAUGAAGAUUGGAAAAAAAAUUAUAAAUAAAAACUUUCUAUUUAGGGAACUAGCUUAAAAUUAAUGAAUAUUAGGGAAAAUGUUGGAAUGAAACUAUAUGACUCUAGCAGAAAUGAUAUCAGGAGUUAUGUAUAUUUGAAAACUAAGAUUUAAGCUUUAAGGUAUUUUAGGGUAAGAUAAGGUUAAAUAAACUAAGGUAAUUUGAAUAACAGAAUAUGGGGAAAGAUGGAAAGGAUUUGUUGAGCUAAUUAUUAGGUUAAAUUGUUAAGAUAAAUUUUGUAACAAAAAUUGAGAAAGAUGGAAAGAAUUUGCUGAAAUAACUAAUUGAACUAGAAUGCAAGAAGGGAGGUGUGAGGAGGUCAAGGAAACAAGCAAAUGGAAGUUAUAGAUAUGUAAUUUGGGAUUUGUGUUUUUUUUCCUUUUUUUCUUCCUUUCUUCUUUUUAUCUUUUUGCUGUCUGCGUUUUUUCUUCUUUUUUAUGUAUUAUUGUGUUGUUUUUUGUUUUUUCUUUAUUUUCUAUAAUUCUGAAACUACUAAUAAAUAUUAUUUUUUUAAAAAAAGAAUUCCAUUAAGAACUCCUUCCUACCUCCGUGGAGGAGAGAGGUGUGUGUGAGUGUGUAGAAACAAUCCUAUUGUACAAAAGCAAAAUGUAUUAUUAUUAGAAGAAAACAAACCAGUAAGCCCCGCUCCAACAAACACAUUCAAAAGGCCAUAGAAUGUUAAUCAGCCAAAGGCCUGGUUAUAGAGGAACAUUUUUGCCUGGUGCCUAAAGGUGUAUCAUGAAGGCACCAGGCAAGCCUCCCUGAGGAGGGCAUCCCACAAACAUGGAGCCACCACAGAAUAGGCCCAUUCUCCUGUUGCCACCUUCCGGACCUCUCGUGGAGAAGGCACUCAAAGAAAGGCCUCACAUUAUGAUUGCAGAGUCUGGAUCAGUUCAUAUGGAGAGAGGCGGUCCUUGAUGUAUCGUGAUCCUGAGCCAUUAAAGGCUUUAUAGGUCCAAACCUUUAUGUAUCCAAAUUGCUCAUCCACUUCUGCCUCUGGCUCUGCCCUCCAGUGGCCUGUGUUCCCCAGAGGGUUCCCAAGAAGGGAAGGUGCCCCUUUGACUGGAAAAGGUUUGUCACACACCCCUUACAGCUGGGUCCCUUCUCCCAGAGGCUGUCGUCAGAGUGCCCCUGCCAUAGGAAGUCUAGAGUUGAGUUGUGAGAGUCAGUGCCUUCGCCGUUUUUUUACCAGCACCACCCCAUGUGCUCUGAAUGCUUUCCCUGAGAAAGAUCCCUCAGCUCCCAUGUUGUUCUCUCCCCAGAAUCAGGACAAGGUAAUUUUUUCAGUUCUUCCUGUUUUAUGGUUGGAGGUUUCAGCUCUUCUGUUUUUUACUUGUUGGGUCUUAGUUGCUGUUUUUAGCUCCUAUGAAGAAUUUUAGCUCUGGUUUUGUGAUUUUUCAAUAUAUAUGUACUGGCUUGGAUUUUAUGUCUUAUUGAAGGUGUGUGUGUGUGUGUGUGUGUGUGUGUUGCUAUGUUUUAAAUGCAUAUGAAAACCCAUGCAAUACAUCUAGUAGAUAUCAGAAAUGCAAUGUUGUUGUUGUUGUUUAAUCGUUUAGUCGUGUCUGACUCUUCGUGACCCCAUGGACCAGAGCACCCCAGGCACUCCUGUCUUCCACUGCCUCCCACAGUUUGGUCAAACUCAUGCUGGUAGCUUCGAGAACACUGUCCAACCAUCUCAUCCUCUGUUGUCCCCUUCUCCUUGUGCCCUCCAUCUUUCCCAACAUCAGGGUCUUUUCCAGGGAGUCUUCCCUUCUCAUGAGGUGGCCAAAGUCUUGGAGCCUCAGCUUCAGGAUCUGUCCUUCCAGGGAGCACUCAGGGCUGAUUUCCUUCAGAAUGGAUAGGUUUGACCUUCUUGCAGUCUAUGGGACUCUCAAGAGUCUCCUCCAACACCAUAAUUCAAAAAGAAAUGGCAAUACUGACUGCUUAAUUUCACCAUCAGUGACAAACAGUUGCAAAGCAAGAAAACAUGCCUGUGUGUGCGCACACGCGUGCACACACACACGUGCACACACACAGAAGCCAAAUAAGGAAGGGCAUUGCCCUGAGUGUGGGGGAGAGGUAAAAAGUCAAGAAUGUAAAUAACUCAGGCGUAUGAUGAAGGAAAAUACAAGUGAAGGCUGUCUUAUCUAGAUCAGGCAGAAUUGGCUAAGAAUGUAAGAAUCCUGCUGCAUCCAGCCUGUUACCUCUGGGGAGCUUACAGGCCUGGGCCCAAGGGCAAUAGCCUUCCCUGCUGCUGAUCCAUCAACAACCCAUAUUCAGGGGCCUAAGGUUGCUGAUAUUGCAGAUAAUAUGUAGCCCUCAUGGCUGGCAGCUGUUGAUAGCCAUAUCUUCCACAAAUUUCUCUAAUCCCCUUCUAAAUACAUCUUGGUUGGUGCGUAAUCCCAUAUUUUAUGGCAACAAAUUCCAUACUUUAAUUUGGAUGGGGAACCAGACCUGUCCAUCUCUCCUCUACCAAGUGCAGGCCAAAUGUGACAGGUGGGUGCAGUGACUUCAAGUCUGCUUUCUGCAGGGAUUAGCUGUGCAAUUGAGUUCCCUACAUCUGAUGUCACACAGGUAUGGCUCUGGGAAAACAGCCUUGUGGGUCAAACUGGAGCACAUGCUAAGCCACAUCCAGCAUGCGGGCUAGAGGUUCCUCACUCCUUGUUUCACUAGAUGCUAUGUGAAGAAGCACUUCCUUUUGUCCACCCAGAAUCUCCCAAUAUCUCUUCUUCACUGGAUGACCCCAGGCUCUAGAAUUAUGAGAGAAGAAGUUUGCUUUCCUCCUCUUCCUUAUCCACCCUCUUCCCAACAUGGUAGUUUUUCUUUGUAAGAUUAUCCUACAAUCAGAAUGUUAGCAGGUUGCAUGUGGGGGCUGAGGAAUGUGAUUGUUUUGUGACAUGUUUUGAGAGCCUGGUUUUGUGCGCAGGUGUUGUGCUCAGUGGAGCAAUCCGUGGUGCUGUUUUGCCCCUCCAAAAGAGCUGUUCCAGUUAUGCAUUUCCCUAAAGUCAAGCAGUGUGCUGCUGACACUUUCUUUUGUAGUUGCUUAGCCCUGAGAAGGUGAGGUUGUGGCUUCAGAUGUCACAUCGCAGGAGAGAGGAUGUCAGCAUUUGUAUCAAAUCAGUUGCCAGAGGCAGGACAUUAGCCACUACCUGGACUGCAGGACUCAGAACCGCACCGGCGGUUCCGCACCGACCAAGUUACUGGGAAUGGCAACCAAGUUGUGCUCAGGUCCUGCUUGCAGAGUUCCCAGGCAGUGCUGGAUUAAACCCUGUGGAGACCCCAUGACAGUUGAAAUCUUGCCCCCCGCCCAGUGGGAUAACAUUGAACUAAGAAAGCUUGAAUGUAAUUUUCCCCCAAGAUCAAAUCAAUAUUAUUUUGAUUUGGUAAAUUGGUAAAUUUACCAAUACUAUUUGGUAAUCUGGCACUGUUCCCAGGGGCAUCUGGCUGGACAGAGUGCUGGUCUGGAAAGGCCUUUGGUCUGAUCCUGCAAGGCUGGUUGGUUGGCAUCUGUCUGUCUCCAUUGGAGACAAGGGAGGUCAAGUCAAGCUGUUGGGAGGUUGCAGCGCCUGCUGUGGCUGCAGAGACGCAUGAGAGGCAUGCUUUGCUGCAGUUGUGCUGCUGCAGACGCACCCGGGCGUUUCUUCGCUCUGCUUCCUGCCAGUGGUGCGGAUGCCGGGCCUGACUGACUGUCUCCAGGCAGCCCUGGAUUUAGGGUGGUGUGGGAAGUUCCCCCGCACACGGUGCCGAACUGAGGGGGCACAAAAUCGAGCAGACCAAUUUGGGGGUGCCCAAGAUAUUCGUGCGUGCUCCGGGAGCUGCGCUCGUCUGCCAAGGCUCGCCCCUUGUCUCCGGCCCUGCCUCUCCGUCUCCGUGGCGCCGGUGCGGCUGAUGGCGACUCCUAUCCUCUCCCGGCGACCAGCCCGCAGCCCGUGCUGCUCCCUCGUGAAUGCGCCUCCGCAGCCCCGCCAGACGUGGCGGGUUCGGGGCACCUGCCCGUCUUCCUCCCCGGGCCCGCUGGAUGGCCGAGCGUAACGUGCGAAGCGGCCGUGCGCGGGCAGGCGGGGCGAGCUCGCCGGGGCGGCGCUCGGGCGGCUUCUGCUCCGGAUUGGGCGCGCUCCUCCCGCGCGGCGGCGGCGGCGGCGAGUCCCCGCUGGGGCGCCCGGAGCGGGCGCGGCAAUGGGCUGAGCGAGCGCGGCCGGUCCGCGGAGGCUCCUCUGGCGCGGCUCCUGGGCCCGAUCCCUCCCCGGCGGCGGCGGCGGCGGCGAGCGAGGGAGGGAGGCGGCGAGCCGGGCGGAGGCGGCGCGCAGAAGCGGAAAGCCGCGCUCACGCUGGAGCCCGUCGGCGCCGGAUCCGCGCCUUCCUGCCGGCGCCUCUGGGCCGCCCCUCCAUUUUGAAGGCAGCCUCGUCCCCAUGGCGUUCAGCCUCGUCGUGGCAGCUGCUGUCGCCCGUGCAGUGGGCCAAGUGGACGUGGUCGGCCGUGCGCGGCGGCGGCGGCGCGGCGGGGCCCGAGCAGGACGGCCUCGCCGGGGCGGACGGGCAGGGGCAGCCCGAGGACGACGACGAGGACGCGCAGGCGGACACCAAGUCGCUGAGUCUCAGGCAAGGCGGGCGCCCUCGGGGUUCGACGGGGCCGUUUCACACGAGACGCGCCGGGCGCAGCUCGGGGCGCGGGCGGGCGGGCUGCGCGCCGGAGGGGCGCCUCGUGGGUCCCCGGCGCCGCUCUGCCCAGGCCGGGCUUCCCCGUGGCGCCGGGGGCCAGUCCGGCCGCGGGGAUCGGCAAAUGCACGUCGGAACGGCCUCGGUGGGAAGGCCCAUCUUCAUGUGCAGGGCAUCCUCUGCCAUGCUGGGUGCGUGUGUGAAUUAGCCCAGAUCGGGCAUCCGUGAGGAGCAAACCUCUGUUUUAGACCUGAUUGCCACAUCCAUCCACAGCGUAUGCGCAGCUAAAACCGUGCUAGAUGCCUAUUUUGUUUCUUGAAUGAAGUGUUCAAAGAAGCUGGGUCUUAGUCCUUCCACCACUUUUUGACUAUCUUUACUGUGCCUGGAAGAGAAAUACCCAGUGGAGAUGUGUCUCUGAGUAAAGGCAAAAUGUCUUUACUUACCGUAGCGGUUGUAUUCGGGGCUCCAUAGGUGAGCCCCCUUCUCCUCUUGCAGCCGGUUCUCAGGCCUGCCUUCUGUGGCUACUCUGUGAUAAGAGGAAUGCUCUCCGCAUUUGGUGCUGCUUCUCAGGGAGAUUUCAGAGAGGUCAGGGUUUCUAGGUCAAACUUUUUUGGCAGCAUUAAUUUCCAGGAAGUAACUGCAGGGCUUAACUCUCCCUGGACCUCACUUCAUCUCUUGGAGGUAAAUGUUCUUACUUCUAAUACCAGAUGCUUCUAACACAUGCUCAGAGGCACUCCCUGGGCUGUAUGCUGCUGUAGAAAACUGGUUGUGGGAGGACAGCCUUACAAAGCGAGGCUCAGCCAAAGUCCUACCUAUAAGCAGGUGAAGCAGCAGCCUCAAUUCAUCCGGCAAUGAGGCAAGGUGGGAGUCUGCCUGAGUGACAUUCCAUAGGCAGGGUGUGAACCACCUCCCUCCCUCUAUCCCAGAUUUCUGUUGGGGUUGCUAGUGCUUGCUCUGGAGAGCGAAGGCACUUGACACAUGCUUUUAAGGCCAAAUUCUUUAUCACGGUUUCACAAUUUCCAUGCCUGAGCCCUGGCACAAAAACUGGGUCUUGGGUUUUGCUUUACUUCUUAAUGUAUGAUGAAUUAAUACUGUGAAAUGCAGCCCUCUCCCAGUUUGCUGGGGGCCACUGACCAGGGAGUCAUGCCUAGUUUGCAACUCCCUGCAGGGUGACCCCCAAGCAGUUGCAGAACUACAGUUUCCUAUCCUGUUUUCUGUUACGGGUUAGCAAGUGGCAGCCCUAGGGCUGAAUCUGGCCCUCUGAGGCAGCAGUGGGGCUUGCUGGCUCUCUGAUUUGGAGGGUUGCCCUGAACCCUCCUGCUCAGAAUCGCUGCCCAGUGAAACUAGAUGAGCAACCAGGGCAGGGAUGGAGAACUUGGGGUCCUCCAGACUUUGUUGGGCCGCAACUCCCAACGUAUUUGGCUAUGCUGACUGGAGCUGAUGGGAGGUGGAGUCCAAGAACAUCUGGAGGGUUGCAGGUUCCCCAUCUGUGGUCUGCUUCAACAGCUAUUAGCUCUGUGUUAUGGAGAAAGGGUCCCAUCAGCAGAAGCCUGAGCAAGGACUUCUGCUUGCUCAAGGGGUCUUCACCCCACAUGCAUCCCCUGCGCUCCCUAAAAUUGGCUCUGAGGAGGCCAGAGAACCCCAGAAGCAUGCACGGGUGGAAGAGAGGCCAGCAGAAAUAUUUGCCCUGAUCAACACUCUGCAAUAUUGAAUUCCUCCCUGAACCUCCAUAUGCAGAGACAGUUAUGCUUCAAGUACUAGACAUAGGCAGUAAACCAUGGGGAAGGGUUGGGGAACCUUGAUCCCAGGGGCUAAAUUUGACCCUCCAGUCUUCUCCACCUGGUCCUUGGCCUCUCCUCAGGAAGCACCCCUCACUGGCUUGACCAGGGACUCUUUUUGCCUGUACGAAGUUUGCAUUCAUUGCUCCUCCCACUUUUGCCUCUGGCCCUGCGGGCCACUGGCAUGUGGCCCUCACAAGGUUACUCAGAAGGAAAUGUGGCCUUUGGACUGAAAAAGCUUCCCAACCCCUGCCAUGGUGGGGAUGCUCUGCUAUGUGUGUUGGAGCAUGCAUGUGCUGAGAACAGCCCCAUGGCUGUCAGGGACGCCAUGAAGUCCUGAGCCAGCUCAUUUUGGCCACCUCGGCUUGGAUAUUGAAGUCCCCCAAUACCACCAUGUGAGUGAGUGGAUCCCCCAUGGGCACCAUUGGUGAGUUUUCUCCCUGUGCAAACCCUACUGGCUGUUUGCCUUUUAAGAACAUGUGUCUGUUAACUGCAAAACUCAUAAUGACAUUGUGCAUCGUUUGGCCAUGACAUAGACGGUAUUUUGUCUGAUUCAUCAGAAGUCUCAGUAAGAGAAAUUCUGAGUGCCUGGCAAUGGCCGGGAAGGUUUGUUGAAACCCUACUUGAGAAGAUGUUCAGAGCUGGGCUGGGAGGAGUGGCUAAUUUGUCCUUCUCUUCCCUCUCCUUGUCUGCAGUUCAGAUUCAGAAGGCCAUUUUGGGACUCCUGAGGCAGAGACCCCAGUCCGCUCGCUGGGAAAGGAGCUGGAGGAACCAUCCCUGCACCUGUUGGAGCCUGAGACUGAGCCCCAAGGUAAAGAGGCAUGGAGGUUCCUUUUUGCACCUUUUCAAUGGAGUUAGAAGAUGCCGUUUGAUGCACAGGUGCCUCUUGUGCAGGCAGACUUGAUGGUCUUUCAGACCCCUCUGUGAAGACCAAGGUUGCAGAUCAUCUCUGUUUGGCUGCUUUGGGAAACAGGAUGCUUGGCUGCAGCCAUGUCUAGCAGACAACAAUUGUGCAUCAGCAUCUUGGUUUGUGUCUGUCAGUUUCUAUAAAUAGGUGAUGGCCACCCCUCAGUCCCUCUGGGUUGUGUGCCGUCUGAGGGAAGGAUGUCAUUUCUCAGGGGUCUCCCUGAAGUCUCUUAAGGCAACCUGCUAUGAUAGCUUCUAGAGGUGAGAUGCUCCGCCACUGAGCAGGCUUCUGUUAGAAUGAACAUCUUCGGAUGCUUCAAGAUGACCUGCUUAUUGGGCCUUCAUUCUGAUUUGCUUGCGGGAAGGUUUGUGUCCAAGCAAGUGCUAUCUUGCACUUCCUAAUGUGUUCUUCUGUCACUUUUCUGAUCUGUUGGGGAAGUGUGUUUGUUGCACAAGAUCUCUUAAUCGGCUUCUGUUUCACAACCUGAAUUUGCUGUUACGUGAAUCCCACCUGAAAAUAGUAAGCAUUCUUGGAGGCACCUUUCAUUGAUUUUUUUUUUCUAUUUUCUUUUUGCUGUAACCAACUAAAACUCUUCCCCUCCAGGAGUUCCUCAGCAGCAUGCAGUUCCAGAGCCUUGGCCUGGAAUAGUGCAAAGGCUCCUAGCAUGUUCAAGGUGCAGCUCUUGGAAAGGCAGCUCUUUGCUUCCCCCUCCCCAUAGUCUAUUGGGACCAGUUUUGGGCUCGGGGGGCUGAACCCUGUGACCAUGAGGUGGGAAGCUCAGGCAGAGAAGCCUGGCAGCUGAGCUCUAGAAGGCAAAAAAUCAUUGCAUCUGCUUUGAUCUGCCCAUGCUGGAAAGUGGAAGAAACACUUUUUUGCUAUUGUGAGUUAGAAUUUGUAACAGUUCAUUCAUAACAAUUUGUGAAUUUCCAAUUGAUCUUCCAUAAAUUUUCCCAUUGGGCCAUGGUUAUUGAAUGGCCAAAAUCCUGGGACCACCUCACCAUUGCCACUGUUACCUCCUCCUGGACAGUCAAGGAGGAGUCGAUACAUUUUGGAAAGAGUUUUUCUUUUAGAAUUUAUAAGAUCAGAUUCGAAUCGGGAAAUUUCUGUUGAGAACCCCUUUUGUUUGUCAGAUUUAAAUUUUUCAAAUAACUGAUGGUAUUGGAACCAGUCUGAGAUGUGUUCUCUCAUUUCCUCAAAGUUUUUUAAUUUUAUUUGGUUAUCUUCAUUUUUUAGAAGUGUUUUAUAUGUUGGCCAGCUUUCCUGAGUAUUUUUCCGUUUUACUGCUACGGCCUCUAUUGGAGAAGUCCACCACGGGACUUUAGGCUCCAUCAGGUCUUUAUAUUUUUCCCAUACAGCAAAGAGUGAUUUUCUUAUUAUAUGGUUGGUAAUUUUUAAAUGAAUUUUCGCCUUUCCAUAUAUCAGGUAGGCGUGCCAUCCCCAGCGGUUGUCAAAACCUUCUAGGUCCAGGAGGUCCGGAUCCUGCAACGUGCACCAAUCUUUUAGCCAGGUGAAACAGUUGCCCCCUCUCAAUGUAGCCUUCCCCCAAAUAGUCUAGCCGUGCUGCGCCUUCUGCGUGUUCCAGGUGCAUCCUGAAUAUGGAUGCUGCAGCAGUCUGGAACAUGAUAGCUCUUUACCUUAGCUCUGGGGCAGCUUUAAUCCUUAUUGGUGACGCUGCUAAUGUUAAAAAGAGAUUUUUGUGUCUCACAAAAUGGCCAGGGACUUCCCCUUGGUUGUGGCAGUUGCACUCCCAUUAUUGUUGUGAGCGCCUAGUAUCUUUCCAUUGUUCUCUCAUGCCUCACUGACAUUUCUCUACUUCCUCCUGGACUCCCCACUGCUCUCUGCAACACCACAAUCCUUUUUCCCCCCUGAGGAAGUGACACUUCCUGCCUGCAAGGUUCUGAUUGCUUAAUUCCACCCCUUUUGAAAAGGCUUCUUGUGGCCGUUGAGGGUGCUUUGAUCCUCUGACAUCCUUCCAGCAAAUGUAUUGAGAGAGGCAGCCUGGUAGAGAAGCUGCCUGGUUUCAUGGCAUAUGCAUCUCUGCCAAGGGAGAGAGGAAAGAGGCCACUUGCUGCAGUUUCUACUGAUGGGCAAUGGGGUGGGGGGAGAAGGACAUUUCAGGGCAUCCCACUGUCCCCAUCUGAAAACUCUUGGUUAGUGCCCAAAGAAAUGUAGGUGACCUGGUUUACUCUGCCUGCAGCGAUAUUUAGCCAGUGGGUGUUUUGAUGUAUUGCAGCUUGCAAAUCCUGUGCUUUUUAAAAGGGCUAUAUUUGGAAGAGCCCACCUAGUCCUACAUCCUGUUCUCAGGAUGGGCUGGGGUGGGGGAACCAGAUGCCUGUGGGAAGCCCAUAUGCCAGAUCUGAGUCUAGCAGCAACUUACGAUUCUCAACCUAAGCUCAGCAUUCAGAGCCAUUUUGCUUCAGACCUUGGAGGUAAAAGAUAGCCAGUGUGGCCAUUAGCCUUUGCCUUAUUCUGUGCCUGCAGAAUUCUAGGGGCAACCUGCUAUUUCUGGAAGAGUUUGCGUUCCUGGGAACUUCAGAACUUCUUUCAAAAGCAGAAGAAAGUUACUGGUUCUCAUGGCUGCAGCCUGAUAGCAAUACUUUGUUUUUAUCCAGCAUUUCACCUAAAGCAUUCACCCCCCCCACCCCCCGGUGCAUUAUCUUAAUACUGUGCUUAAUGUUGCAAGAUGGGCCAGUAUUAUCGCACCUGCAUUGUAUUGGGACUGAGAAAAUGUGGCUUGUCUAGGGCUGCUACUGGGUCGUGUGCAGCGGACACUGAAUUUUGUUGAGUUGACAGAGUGGCUGAUAUCCAAAGUCCUGCUCCUGGGAAGGCUGUCUUUCAGCUCUGUUUGGUUGACAGCUGGCUGUGCUGGGCCAGGAAGGAUGGUGCACAUCCAUCUCAGCUAGUGACCAUCCCUACAUUCUUUGGAAGAGAAAUAUGUAUUUGUAUCUGUUGUUGUUUAGCCAUCUUGGGUAAGGCAUGUGGUAAGGCAGGAUGCAAAUGUUCACACAUUAUAAUAAGUUAAUUGCAUGUUAUUGGAACAAGUACUUUUUAAACCCCACCUGAGCCAACUGCCAAGGCCUGCUGUUGUGAGAGGAAAAAACUCCACACAUUCUUGGUGGUUGAAGUGUUUUGCUCCAACCUGGGAGAAGGGGGUUUAAAUCUCUCCUCAGCUCACUGGGUGACCUUGGACCAGUCAACCUAACCCCCCCCCCCCCCGGGUUGUCAUGAGGAGGAGCUCAUUGGAGGAAAAGCAGGAUAGAAAUGCCAGGAAGAAGAAAGUUAUGAGGUCCAACUGCAGUGCCUCCUUUGGGUGCUGUGAAUAAGCCACUGGCCCCCAUCACGGGAGAUGAGAGGUGUGGAGUUGUUGUUGCUAUUUGGGAGGGAAUUGCGAGACUUUUUGACCUUGUUUAGGCAUUGUAGGAGUAGGUACCAUAUAGACUGCCUAAGAGUUGUUGUUUGGACUGAAGCCUGCUUUUUUCUUUGAGCAUAUAAGGAAAGGUCUUGGCUAGUUAAGGAGGUCUUGGCCAGUGAUGGCGCUCAGUCUCCCUCCCUCCCUUUCUCUCCCCGCCCCCAAAACUCUCUGGAGCCAGAUCUGAUUUAAUGGCUGUUUGGGAGGAAGAGAGAAAACCGUUUCUCCCUCUCAGCUGAGGUUGACUCAGCACCAAGUCACAGAAACCACAAUGUGUUGUUGUUUUUUUAAAAAAAGAAGAAUCAGUAUUUGGACUCUUCCCUGAUUGAGUGUGCGUAAGAGUGCAAGGAGGGUCCUGCUGGGUUGGUCCAAGAGUCUGCCUUGUCAGCAUCCCAUUUCCCACAGCAGCCAGUGAGGUGCCUGCAGGAAACCCACCCGCAGGGCUUGGCAACUACAGCCCCACCUCUCUGCUUUGGCAUACUGCCAUCAUAACUUGCAGCCUCCAUCUCAUCUGCUUCUCAAAGCUGUUUCAAGCUGGAGGCCAUCACUGCCUCUUGUAGCAGAGAAUCCCAGAGUUCAGUUGGGUGCUGUGUGAAGAAGGCCUUCCUUCUGCCUGUCCUGAACCUCCCUUGUGUCCUAGUGUUACGCAAGAGGGAGGAAAAUGUGUCUCUGCUGUUUCCAAGCCAUGCAUACUUUUAGAAACCUGUAAGUAGGGGCCUGAUUUCACCUUCAUAGGCAAAUCAUGGGAUCUAUGGAUCCAUCUUUUCCUGUCCUUAGCUGCACUUCUUCUUACUGCUUAUAUCACAGCAGGUUGAGCCUUGGCACUGUGAAUAGGUUCAAGAGCUCAUCUCUGAAAGGAAGAAUUUAGCCGUUCAAGGGUGCAGCAGUUCCUCCUUCCUCUCCACUCCAUUGCACAAGACCUGCUUGCUGGGUGAACUGUGCCUGCCAGUUUGGAGAUCUCAGUAGACUGACUUUCAGAAUUAUCCAGUCAGGCUCCACCUAUUAAAGCAAUGGUAUUUGAGGCUGGCCAAACAUCACACAAUGGUGCCCUUCUCAGCAAAUCCUCAAUCCUCCUUCCCAAAGUAUGUGCUUGGAACAAAUUGUGUCAAUGAAGGGAGUUUGUGUGCUUCUGCACAAGUGAUCCCCAUUGCAAGGUUCUGGUUUGGAUAAUUCACAGUAUUGCUGGGAGACGGAGGGAGGAAGGCAGACAGAGGAUCUAUAGAGGUGCUCAGGAUAGAAGGAGCCCUGAAAACGCCUGCAAAAGGUUUUAUUUGGCAACCUAUGCAAGUUCAGAAUUUCUCUGCAGCUGCAAAAUACAUUGUUAUUUAUAAAGAGAAAGGAAAUUGAGAUUCCAAGGAAAUUAUGUUCAGCAUUUUAUUCCAGAUUUUGACAGUUUACACACACACACCCAUUUCUUUCAACAGGGCUUGCAAAAGAUAUUUUGGAUGGGUGGUGCCCUGUGGCGUAGCGUGGGUUGUCAGCACCCGGGGCAAGGCAAGUAAUUUGCGCCCCCUAACCCGUGGAUUUGCGCCCCCUAACCCUAACCCCCAGAUGUUGCGCCCGGUGCGGCCGCCCCCCCUGCACCCCCCACGCUACGCCACUGGUGGUGCCAGAAGUGGGGAGGAUUUGCUACCUUGGACGCCCAAAUGUUUUCCCUUAGCCCUGUAUUCUGCAAAUGGACAGAUGCAUGGCAUGCAAAUGGUUUUGGGUACUGUACUUUUGAUUGCUGCUAUGAGGCCUGGCAGCCUCUAUUUCUGCUGGAGCUUGACUAAUACAUCCAUUGAAAUUCUCUUGACCUGAAUGGCUUUGCUAGAUUCCCAGAAGGCCAAGAGAAGCAUGUUUUCUGCAGGUAGCACAUGCCGUUUGUGCAAGCGACCUGCUGCCAAAGAGGUAGGGAGCUGUAAAAAUACAAAUAAAAUGUACUAACUAGGGUAUCUGUUUCAUUUAACACACACUUGUCAGUGGCUAAAUAACAGAGGUGCCAUUCCACAGCGAUUAAAGGGUUUUCUCUUAUGCACCUGUUGUAUGUGAGGCCUUCAAGCAGCCACACUCCUAAGUGGAGGGGCAACCCCACUGCCACACAUUUUUCUCUUUUGAUGCCUCUGCCCUGCCACUUUAAUUUGGCUGAUCCCGGUGCUAAGCUGGGCGACCUUUGGUGCUGAACCACAACUCCCAUCAGUCCCAGUAAGCAGGACCAAUGGUCAGGGAUGGUGGGAGUUGUAGCUGAGCAAUGUCUGGAGUGCCAAUGAUUCCCUACACCUGAGCACAAGCAGGUUGGUUUGGGCUCAUUCCAUAAGGACCAGAAACUUCAUUUUAAAAGAAGAAAGCUGAGAUUCUCCACAAAUGGAACCCUGCACAGCUUUCCAGCACACAGGUCUCCAAAGCUGCCCACUUUCAGGCUGGCAAGGCAACUGUGUGUUUUCUCUGAAACCACCAUGUUCAGAAGUGACCUAUAUAAUUUUUGUGUACCUGCUGAUUCAGAAUAAUUGCAAGUCUUUGUUUCUCCAUGCAAUUGGGAGAAUUUAGCAGGCAGACAUGGCAGGAUUCCCUUCUCUGCAUGGUGUGUAUGUGUGCAUAGAUCACUAAUUUACAAACAUAGCUACCUCUCAGGAUCUCUGGCUGUGGUCACCCAUGUCACCCACCCAGGACGCAUGGUGCAGCAACAAAACUGCUAGCAGAUUUGCAAAGCUAAACAGGGUCUGGUCUGGUUUCAAAUUGGACAGAAGACUGUGUGUUGAGAUUCCUGCAUUGCAUGGGGUGGGACUAGAUGCCCCUUGGGGUCCCUUCCAAUCGAUCACUCUCAUUACCUCAUCCACAUUACCUGCUCCUUUUUUAUGGCAAGGCUGGGGGUUGAGCCUGGACCCCUUCUGCAUGCAGAGGUGGUGUUCUCCCACUUGGGAGUCCUAGUCGCUUGUUCUCUCCCCUCCAGCCACAGAUUCCACCAAAUGAGAGGACCCCCCCCCCCAUCUCAGUCAGCAUGCCUGCAGUCCUUGAAGUGCAAUGGACUGAGCACCAGUAGCUGGGAGCCUUCUGUAAUUCAGUGGGCCUCUUGCUGCUUACAUUCAGCCCCCAAGAUAGAGUGGUACCUUGGUUCUCGAACGCCUUAGUAGUCGAACAACUUGGAACCCAAAUGCUGCAAACUGGAAAUAAAUUUGUGAACUUUUUUCAGAAGCCGAACAUGCUUUGUUUUGAGUGCCACACUUCUGUUUUGAGUGUCAUGCGCCGGUGGUUGUAACCGACAGUAGUAACCAUCAGGGCAAGGGAAGAACAGCCCCCCCCCACCUGCACCACUCGCACCACCUGAGAAUUCAAAGCUUCCCCUUGUCGCCCUCUCAGCUGCCCUCUGCCCCGCUCACUGUGUCCUGCUGUCAGGGCGAGGGAAAAGAUGCCCAGUGGUGCCAGCACUGAGUGAGGGAAGGCUGGGCUGGGCUGCAAGUGAGUGGGCAAGGGUUGUCGCCGCACCUCCCAGCACUGGGUCCCUCCGCCACUGCUGCAGCAGCAACCCCCACCCCCUGCAGCUCCUGCUGCCUCUGCCCUCCUCCGGUUCAAGGUGUUGCCCGCGGCUGCCGCUCCAGCCCCCAGAGCAACACCAAGCAGCUCAGCCCCAUCACUGCCUGCCUCUGCUUCCUCACAGGGUGCGGGACGGCGUGGCCAGAUGCAGCCCCGCUGCUGCAGUGUGAGUUCUGCUUGUGCCAGCCCUGAAGAAAGGGGGCUGGGGGUGGGGGAAGGGAUCCAGAAGGGCUGGCGGGGCAGGGAGAGAGCUGCUUUGGGGGAGGGGUCAUUCCACACCAAAUCACCUAAUUUUAAUACUCGACCGUGCUCUCACGACAUUUUUAAAGUAAAAAAUAAAUACAUACUUUUUCUUUUUUUUUUGCUGAUUCAGAAAGGUCAUAUUGCAUGCAGUGGUCAAAACAGCAUCUUUGACCAUAUUCCAUGUAUGGAAAACAAAGUAGCUUUGACCAUAACAUUGCAGAAGUGUUUUACACAAUAAAAUGAACAAGGGCUCUGAGACGUGUUUUGUUUUUAUUAAAUAAUCAAUAAAACUUAAUUUAAAAAAUAUAUCAGAUGACAUUGUAAGAGGGUACAAUUUUAACUAUUCUCAUGAAUGUGUGAGUUAUUUCAGGCUCAAAGAGACCUUAAAACCUGUACCCCCCCCCAAAAAAAAUUGUAAAUCAAUUUAUUUUAUAACGACAAAAAACACCCUGCUUAUUUGUAAAACAUAACAAGUACAUGGUUAGCCCAUUCAACAAAAAAAGGAUGAUACAUGUGUUAGUUGUGGUUUGCGCGCUAUGACUUAUCAAACCUACCAGGAAUAAAAUGAGAAAAAUUCACUUUGAAUGGUUGAUGACCCUUUUCUGUGGCACUUAAUACCAUUUUUAUACCUUUUUUUGAAAGAGACCACAAUUAGCUUUAUUUUGAUACCAAAAUAAGCCCAAUUGGUCGAAAAAUAACGAAAUAGCAGCUUUUUCCUUCACUGACGCAGAAAUUAAAGGUAAAGGUAAAGGUACCCCUGCCCAUACGGGCCAGUCUUGCCAGACUCUAGGGUUGUGCGCUCAUCUCACUCUAGAGGCCAGGAGCCAGCGCUGUCCGCAGACACUUCCGGGUCAUGUGGCCAGCGUGACAAGCUGCAUCUGGCGAGCCAGCGCAGCACACGGAACGCCGUUUACCUUCCCGCUAGUAAGCGGUCCCUAUUUAUCUACUUGCACCCGAAGGUGCUUUCGAACUGCUAGGUUGGCAGGCGCUGGGACCGAGCGACGGGAGCGCACCCCGCUGCGGGGAUUCGAACAGCCGACCUUUCGAUCAGCAAGUCCUAGGCGCUGAGGCUUUAACCCACAGCGCCACCCGCGUCCCACAACGCAGAAAUUGCAUUAGCCUAAAUCAUGUGAAAAUCGAAAUUUAAAAAAAAAUUCUCCUGCGCCCAAUUUUGGACCAAAAAAUCUUUAAAAAUUAAUUUGUGGUUAUCUCAUAGGUAUCUACACAUAAAAUUAUUUUGAAGAAAACCUGAGUCGUGAAAGCACAUGGCACCAGGUAAUUUGGCGUGGAAUGACCCAGAGAGAGAGAGCGCUGCUUUAGUGGGGAGAGAGAGAAUUUAUUUAUUUAUUUAUUUAUUUAUUUAUACAUACAUACAUACAUACAUACAUACAUACAUACCCUGCCCAUCUGGCUGGGUUUUCCCAGCCACUCUGGGUGGCUCCCAAUCAAAUAUUAAAAAUACAAUACAGUCAUUUGCUUCAGGAUGCGAAUGGGCCUCUGGAACGGAUCCCGUUCGCAUCCUGAGGUACCACUGUACAGCGUUAAAAAUAUAAUACAGAAAGGGCUGGCUUGGGGGAAGAGAGCUGCUUGGGGGGGGGAGAACUGCUUUAGGUAGGGAGAGGAAGGGCUGGCUUGGGGGGUGGGGGAGAACUUUUGCCUCCCUUUCCUUCCCCACUGCGUAAACCCCCCCCCCUCGUGUCCAGUUAGCCACCUGCUUCCACACACGCAUCCUGCAUGCACUCCUCAUCCCUGCAAUGACAAUUGGUCACUGCCAAUUUUUGAUACUGCCAGAAAGGUUGUUUUCAGCUGCUCCAGAGAAGCGGACACGGAGCAAUGGAUCCAAACUACAAGAAAGAAGAUUCCACCUAAACAUUAGGAAGAACUUCCUGACAGUAAGAGCUGUUUGACAGUGGAAUUUGCUGCCAAGGAGUGUGGUGGAGUCUCCUUCUUUGGAGGUCUUUAAGCAGAGGCUUGACAACCAUAUGUCAGGAGUGCUCUGGUGGUGUUUCCUGCUUGGCAGGGGGUUGGACUCGAUGGCCCUUGUGGUCUCUUCCAACUCUAUGAUUCUGUGAUACUGGGUAGAUCGUAGUUUAUUUGAAGUUGGUUUAUUGCUUUCAUUUUAUGGAUCAAUGGUCUCAUUAGAUAGUAAAAUUCAUGUUGAAUUGCUGUUUUAGGCGUUGUUUUUAAAAGUGGAACAGAUUAAUUCAUUUUGCAUUACUUUCUAUUGCAAACCAUGCCUUGGUUUUGGAACGCUUUGGUUUUGGAACAGACUUCUGGAACGGAUUAAGUUUGAGAACCAAGGUACCACUGUACUGAAGGCUGCAGGAAGGAGACGUGCAGGAGGGUCUGAGGGGCUUGCACACCCCUCUUCCUAUGCAAUUGUAAUUGUGUGUGGCAAGUGAGGAAGCAGGGGAAGGGUUAUUCCACCACUUCUCUGGAUUAUUCAGUAACUCCUGAAGCAACACAAUUUGCUGCCCUUGGGGGAUGCUGACCUGCUCUGUCUCUGCAUGAGUCCUGGAGGUAUGGAAUGCUUCAUUCAGAGCCAGUGGAUGGCUCUGUAGUUGGAUAGUUCAUUAUAUUCAUUGCCAUGAUCCUACACUUUGUCGAAGGGAAACUCCCCUCUGGAGUAGAAAUCAUAUAUCUCUUUAAUUUGAGCAGGCUGAAAGCAAAGAGUAAGGCUACUGUAACUUCCAUCAUAGAGCUGUGCACACACACAGUGUGCACGCAUAGUGUGCGCACGCACAAAAGAUUACCUCCAAACCAUCCUAAAUAUCUUCGCAGAAGCUUACGAAAAGCUUGGCCUAUCCGCUCAACAUCCCAAAAACCAAAGUGCUGCACCAACAAGCACAAAAUAGCCCCUCUGCAGUGCCACAAAUACAACUUAAUGGUGUAACAUUGGAAAAUGUCAAUCACUUUUCCUACCUGGGCAGUUAUCUUUCCAUGAGGGCCGAAAUCCAGCAUUGCCUGAGCUCUGCGAGUGCAGCUUUCUUCCGAUUUAAGGGCAGAGUGUUUGAGGACUAGGACAUUCGCAGGCAAACGAAAAUGCUUGUUUACCUUCCCACCGGAGCAGUACCUAUUUAUCUACUUGCACUUUGACGUACUUUCAAACCGCUAGGUUGGCAGGAGCUGGGACCAAGCAACAGGAGCUUACCCCAUCACGGGGAUUCGAACUGCCGACCUUCUGAUCGGCAAGUCCUAGGCUCAGUGGUUUAGACCACAGUGCCACCAACAAUUGGGAAAUACUGGCCUGCAAGCACUCCAGUUGGAUAACAGACUUUAGCAAAGGUGUCAUGGGUUUUGAAGAUGCUUGAACUCAGGAGGAAAGGGAGAAAUGUGCUAAAAGGGAGGCACACUUGGCAAACCCUCACCAUAAUCAACUCCUGCCUGGAAACCUAUGUGAUCGCCAAAGAAGGCUAGUUCUUAGCUGCUCCAAGCUCAGAAAGCAAGUAUUUCAAGAUAUAAGUCAUUAUGUAGGAAGCACUGGCCUAGAUAGCUGGAAUAGGGAGCAAGAGAGAAAGGAGCAAAGAUUUGGACAGGGUGGCAACAAAAGUCAGUACCUAAAGAGCAGCCCUAUGGGAUUAGAUCCGAGUGCCUUUAGUCUGGCAUCCCAUUGUGCAAAGUGGCCCCAAAGAUGCCUCUGGGAAGCCCACCAGCAGCACAGGAGCACAAUAGCAGACUCCUGUUCACAAUCCCUAGCAGCUGAUAUUCAGUGGCAUGCUUCUCCUGAGCCCAAAGGUCACAUAGAGCUCUCAUGGUCUCAUCCAGGGCUUCCCAAACAGGAGUGUAUGGACCACCCGUUGUCUGCGAGCUACAUGCAGGUCAUCUAUGGCUUAUCUGUGGGAGCAGCAGCUGCUUUUGCUGCUCUUAGAACCUGGUGGUCCAUCUGGAACAGGGUGGUCCAAUGUGUGGCCCUCCAGGCCUUUUCGGGUGGCCCUUGGCAACAUUUGACACCCUCUCCAGGCCUUGUGCUGCCUUCCCAAGGCCCAGUACGUGAGGGGCUUUGGGAAGGAAGCUUGAGGGCUCUGACAGAGUCCUCCUUCGCAAAGAUGAGUUUGUGCUUUCCCAGCUUUGGGAAGGAGGUAGGAGGGCUGCUGGACCCUGCCAGAGCCUUGUGCCUCCUUCUCAAAUCCCUACCCGGCUCUGGGAAGGCAGCAUGAGGACUGGGGAGGGUGUCAAAAUAGUGUUUGCCUGCUGAUGAAAGAGAAGCAGGGGAAGGGCAGUCCACCUUCUCAUGGAUGGAAGGAAGUUCUGUGACCGAGAAGGCCCUCUCUGAUAUCCUCAUAAAACAUGUCUGUGACCAGGAGAAAGGCCUCCCCAGAAGAUCUCAAAGCCGAAGCCAGCUCAUCUAAGGAGAUCAAGUCCUUCUUUAGGACUUUGUAGGCCAGAGCCAGAACUUGGAAUUGUACCUCGGAAGGGACCAACAGCCAGCGGAGCUGUUGUAACAAGGGGUUGCCAUUCUCCUUGCAACAAGCUCCAGUCAGCAAUCUGGCCACAACAUCUUGGACUCCCCAAAGGUUCUGAAAACUUGCUGAAGGCAGCCCCACGCAGCUCGCCUGACAGUGAUCCAAAUGGGGUGCAACCAAGGCAUGUGUUGCCAUUUCUUCUUCUGUCUGUCCUGAAUCUGCUGCUGUCAGUUGGCCUGGGUGUUGUGAGUUAUGAGAAAAAGAGAUUCAUUUCACUCUUACCCUCUGUUUCUGCCAUGCGUCUGGUUCACACAUCACUUUGUUCCUCUGCCCUUGAUGACUGACAGCUAAAUGUGGCAGGCUGAUUUCAAUAGUCUUACACCCUGUGGAACUCAGAAGGGACUUGCUUCUGUGUGUGUGUGUGUGUGUGUGUCUAGAUUUAUAGAUAGAUAUAGAAUUGCACUCUGAACAACAUUUCAUUUGGGGUGAUUGGUUGAUACAAAAGUUAUACGUGUAGUGAAUGUUGGUGGCUCAUUGAUGCAUGAAGAUCAUUGGCGGACGUCAUGUUGGACUCAUGAAUUAACUGCUGAGUCCCAUCGUUAUCCCACAUCCCUAGACAUAUAUGUGUACCUUUAUGUAUCUGCAUAUAGGAGGACACUGCUGUUUUUUUGUUUCAAAAUCUCCAGGGCUACGGAGGAGGGCUGGGAUUAGAAAAACAGUCUCUGGAUUUUACUAAGUAACCUGUCAGUUCUGCUGGUUUGACAUAGCAAGUUUCUCUUGUCUUUCUGAAUAUUCUUCAAAUGCUUCAACAUUUCAGGAAUGGCUUCUUUGCGUGGCGCUCCUGUAAUUUUCUGUGGAGAGAAACUCUUUGGGUUUAGGGCAGAUGGGGCUGUGGCUCCACAGGGGAAUUCAAGCUAUGCAGUCAGCUCCCUGCCCAGCUCUGGGCGUGUCCUGAGCAGGGUGGGGUGCUUUGCUAGAAACCCCCUCAGCCAAGAGCCCUGCUGGCCCAGACCACAGAAAACCCAUCUGGGCCAGCAUCCUGUUCUCACAGUGGCCACUUGGAUGCCUUCCUCAGGGGGAAAUCCCAUAACAGGCUUUCAGGGGAGGCAAUAGGUAGUGCAGAGCUGGCCCAAGGCUUUUUGUUGCCUGAGGCAAAGAACAAGGUGGCUCCUUGGAGAUCCUUUCAAGAACAGCCUUUCUUUCCCCAACCUGGCACCCAGCUAUUUUGGACUAUAGCUCCCAUUAACCUCUUGCUGGCUGGGACUGAUCUGAGUUUGUAGUCCAAAACAUUUGGAGAGCACCGGGAUGGGGAAGGCUGCGUGAAGGUGCUGCAAGACUCUUGAAUUGUGUAUGCAGUUCCUGAUGAGUGAAUAAGGAUCAGUUCAGGACAGACCAUUCAUUCUGCUAAACAGCUUCAAAAAAGUUGCUUCUGAAGCCAAUUCAGGAAAAGGCUUUUGCAAAGUAAAUUAAGGCAGCAUCCAGCAAGCAAAUGAAGCAAAGGAUAAUUGGCUGCCGGUGUGUGUGUGUGUGUGUGUGUGUGUGCGCGUGCACACACACCUCUGUGCCUGUGCCUUGUCAGACAGGCACUGACUCUUGGUGUGGAUAAAUAUGAGUGGCCUUUUAUGCAUUGUCAAAAUAACAGAGGGGGCACAGAUUUGUCUAAAAUGUGCAUGUGCUAAUUUGUAUGUAUGGGGUCAAAUGUGGAAAUAAAUACGACAAUGUAAAUAGAAACAGGGAGGAAGGCUGUCACCAGGCGGACCUGGGUGCCUGCUCACUCUGCUGCCUAGGUGCAAACUACUAAUGCACAGCUUUGAGACCCUGCACAUCUCCCUUCUGUGGGUUGUCUCUCUUUAAACCUGACUGGAAUUGGACAGUCCUUCCAAGAGAGGACUGUUCUCUGUUGCCCAGGACAAGUGCACCCCCAAUGGUACCAGCCUCAGCUGUGAAACACUGGCAGAUUGGAUGGUACAUCACACACAUGUAUUUUUCCUUCCAAUAUUCUUCCUGGCUCUUCGCACAGUUCCUUUCUUGUUUCCUUGUUAAUAAAUGUUUGUGUGUGUAUUUGAGGCGGAGCAUUACAAUAUAGAAUUUCUGUUUCAGGUACCGAGAUGCCAUGGGCUUUACAAGUUAUGCCACUAGCCUUUAACUAUCUAUGGUUCCUUAAAGUCAGUAUCUUUCCUGUGUGAAGCAAGGUGUCUGCAGCUGUUCAGCCCAGGGGUUUUCUCAGAAUAGUUCUUCAUUGGUAUAUUUAUCUAUGCACAUGUCCAGAUGCCACAGAUUCUGAAUAAACACACUGGGCCGCUCCCUUAAUAUAAAUAAUAAAGACAAUGUUCAACUCAGAUGGGUUGACAGGUACCUUAGCAAUUGCACACAAACAGGCAAAGUUUACCAGCAGCUUGGUGCACCCUGUGGUAAUCUUCUGAAAAAUCUUCUCCCUCCUGCUGCCAAAGGAAAAAAACAACAAAGUUUUGGAAAUCCUGGGGAAACUGAGCUUUUGAGCAGGCCCAGGCAGUUCUUAAAUCUGACAUUGUAAAUUGCAAAACUCACUUUUAUAGCUGUAACAACCAGGAAUCUCCCAUGACAUCUUAAAGGUGAGCAGAUUUAUUGUGGUGCCUGCAUAGCUGAUGAGGCAAAAGGGUUUGCCUCAUCAGAAGUAUCUUUUCCUUUCCUAGAUGUUAUCUAACACAGUGCUUUCUUCAUUAGACAAGUGCUUUACAACUACUACUACUACUACUACUACUACUACUAUCAUCAUUAUUUAUUGGGUCAGGGAAACUCUUUUGCACAAUGUGAUUCCCUGCGGAACAGUACAGAACAUACCUGUAGGUACACUGAGAUGAUCUUUAGAGGUCCUUCCACCAGCUGGCCGUGGGAGAGAGUUUCUUACCCCCACAUUGCCCCACACCAGGGGUGAUGGGUUGGUGCCCACGUUCACGUCUUUCCAACACACAACCCCCAAGUUCCCCUACUCCUAUGUGACUCAGGCCACAACCUCCCCACACAUUUAAAGCAUUAUGCUGCCACUUUAGCAGUCAUGGCUUCCCCAGACAAUCUUGGGAACUAGUUGGGGAAUCUGGUUCUAGAUUUUAAGCUGCUUGGCGUGAGGACCCUUCCUCUCAUUCCUUUGAAAAGAGCCAUGUACAUGGAUAAGGCCGUAUAAAUAGGUAAUAGUUCUCAAGCCGUGUUGAAUUCUAUGGAUUGUGCUGCUUCAAUUUUGUGCCUCUGAGUGUCCUGUUGUUUUAAUUGUUUGAUAUUUACAGUCAUCUCCAACUGAUUUCUCCUCAGCGUUGACUCUUUUAAAUUAAUGGACCUAAGUUCGCCAUGUCUAUUAAUUUCAGUGGGUCUACUCUGAUGUAGAACUAGCUUUGGGUACAACCCUUGAUGAUGAGGUGGUUGUUUUGAAAUCAUUUUUGUAAGAUGCCUUGGAGGUAGCAGUGCUGGUGGGUGUGCAAACAUUUUUUCAACAAACACGUGAAGCCACCUGGUUGCUCCCUUUUGCUGUGCCAUUCAAUAAGUUAGCUUCAUUAACUAUAAAUCCCAAAAUCUGGGAUCCCUUCAAAAUUGGUGCCAAAGUUUUGCAGUCGUUUUUUCAGUGAAAACCCUGCGAUUUGCAGCGCCCCACAAACAGAGCAAUAGAACGUCAAACCUGGAGGUCACCCAAAACCCCAACAUCAUCUGAAUCACCGCAUACUGGAACCACGCUGGUUUGGAGUGAAUUGGACAACAUUGGGCUUUUGGGCGACCCUGUGGCCCCCGGGUUUGAGGGUCUAUUGCUUCAUUUGUAGGGUGAUGCAAAAUGCAGGGUUUUCGCUGCAAAACAUUUGCCGAAGUUUGGUGCUGGUUUGGAGUGAAUUAGACAACGUGGGGUUUUGGGGUGUUUACUACGAACCCUUGUUUGAUGUAUCAAUUACUCCGCUUGUGGGGUGCUGCAAAACAUGGGGGUUUUGCUGCAAAAUGACUUCAAAAAAUUGGCACCAGUUUCAAGGGGAUACAGAUUCUGGGGUUCAUAAUCAAUGAAGCUAAAUAAAUUCCCUAAGUAGGCUUAGGCACUUUGAUUUCCGCCUUGCUGCAACCUCGUUAAGUAAUGACACAGGCAAAUAGCUUGAGGGGAGUUGCUGGUUGCAAAUUCUGCAGCUCCCCUAUGAGUAAAUGAUGGGAAUUUACUCAACAUUCUACAUACUACAGAACAUACUACAACAUUCUGCAAAUGUUGAUUUAUUUUGAAAAUUGAUCGAACUCCUGUGGACUUGUGUAAUUAUCUAUCUAUCUAUCUAUCUAUCUAUCUAUCAUCUAUCUAUCUAUUGUCCCUUGCUUUGAAUGUUAAGGAGAAUGGUUCUGAUCUAGCCUCCUUCUUGAUAGGUUAGAAGAAAAACUUAUCUCUAUCCAUCACCUCCACACUGUUUGUCAUGUCAUAAUCCCUUUAUCAUGUCCUUGGUUAGUCUCUCCCCCUGCCCCCGCCCCUGCCCAAUACUUUAACCUACAGGUGGGCAACUUGUGAAUUUUGGCCUAAUUGUAUGUGGGUGGCCCCAGCUACCCAAUAUACAGUCAUUUACAAUUUUAAAACAUUUUAUAUAGUGCUGAUAUCCAUGUACAUGGCACUUCUGUAGAGGAAUAACAAGAUAAUAGUCCCCUGCCCCAAGGAGCAAACACUUUCAUUUUUGAAAGGAAAGAGGGUAAAAAGAAGGAAGAAGAAUGCUGUCCACCACUAGGGUUUGCUGGGGAGAAAUCUUUAUUUAUGAGCCAUAUUCUUUAUUCUCUUGCCCCCUCACUCUCUUUCCCUAGAAUCACUUGAAGAUGACAUGCCAUUUGUGGCUGACAUUUUGGAGGAGAAUGUGCACCUAAAAGGCUCAGCUUCAGCAGAGAAUGAAUGGAAAGCAAAGCCUGCAGUCCCACACGACAAUGAGGUGUUCACGGCAGAAAGCAAUAUUGGGAUUGGCGUAGGUCCAUCCAUGACCCCAUCUGCACCAAGGCCAGAGCCGUCCACGGAGCAGCAAAUUGUGGAAGAAAGCGCUGCCCCAGAGAGGUCGGAUCCAGACCUAGCUUCAGCAAGUGCUGUGCCCGCAGCAACUCAGGAAGAACAACAGGGGACGUCUUGGGGAUGUGGAGGAGCACCCAUUGAAGGGAUUUCGGAAGCCAAAGCAGUUGGUGAGACACCUGUGAUCAGCAAGAGUAAACUCCCCAGGGCAAGACCAGCUGCCCUCCUGAAGAAGAUGGGAGGAGAGAACCCUGAGACCGAAACAGCCGCAGAGAGCUGCCCCAUCCCCAAAGCCUCCUACCGCUUUGACCCAGAGGAGUACAACGAGAACACCAACCCCUUUGUGAUUGGGGGCUCCAAGCUCCAGAACUCCCCCCCGGCACCCCAGCCAGGCUUUGCUCUUCCACACAGUGACCCCAAGGUGCUGGGACUGGGACUUGCUGGUGAGUCGCAGGGCCGGGCUGUGAAGCUUGAAUUUGAUUUUGCCGAUGGUGUGGAAAGUGCAGAGUCGAAGAAAGCUUUGCCAAGGAAAGCCGGAAGGAAGCCAGCCAGCAAACUGUCUCCUAAGAAGCAAAGAGCUGGUGCCAACCGACCCACUGUGGGCACUGAGGGGGCAGAGAAAGCCCUUGCUGCAGAUCCACCCGAGGUGCCCCUCCCCAAGCUCUCCCACCAGGUGGAUGCCGUCCAUUGGGAUGGACCUAGUUGUAACCCCCUUGCAGGGAGUGUGGGCUUGCAGAGCUCGCCAGUCCUUCCGAGAGAUUCCUACAACCUGGACGCACCUGAUCCUUUCAAGCCCACCCAGACCUUGGCUGGCCCAGGAGCCGACUCCUGUCCCUCUGCGGAGAACAGUCUCAAUGAGAUAUUGGAGCUGCAGACCCUGGAGGCCUGCGAGGGCGAAGAGCUGCAGAGUGGUUUGGCCUCUCCAAAGAAGCCCAAGUCCCGGCUGAUAAUGUGAGUGAGGACGGGUGGGGGGGGGUCUGGCUUUGCUGCAGGGUAGGACAGAAGCCCCAUAGUUUACAAGGCUCUGGGCAGGGCCGAGCGUUUUCUGGACCCACCAAUGCACCUCAUCUAGCACCCCAAGGAAAUUUCUUCACCCUGCUAGAAUCCCCUGAUUCUGGUGGAGGCAGCAAGAAAUAAAAGCACAAUGGCCCAGGGCUGGGCUGGGCAAGUUUCUUCCCCUCUGGCCAACCCAGCACCCCAAGGGUGCUGCAUAUUACCCACCCACACAGGCAUCUGGUCCCUCAAGAUGUUUUUUGUUACUGUGGGUUGUGGCCAGGUAACCUCUACUCAGAGUAGAGCCAUUGCAGUUAAAGGACUAGUUUAUAUUGUCUAUUCAUUUCAGUGACUGAGUGUGACUAAGAUUGGAUGUAACCCUACAAAUGGGGUUGGUGGAGUCUGUUAAUAUCUGGGGGUAUUUAUUACUUAUUUAUUGAGAGUAUUUGCACCUGCUCUUCAGCCAAAAAGGCCCCUGGAGUGGCUUACAUACAAUUGAAAUAAGACAGUCCCCACCUGCAGACUCACAACCCCAUGAAAAAGACACACAAGGGGAAAUGGGCAGGGAGGGAAGAGGGAAAAAACAGCCUCAAGCCCCAAUUCUUGACUGUUGCUCUGAUAAGGAAUGGCCGGCCCAGUUCAGGAGCAGGAGGCACCUGGUGCAAUGAGCCUCCCACUGAGGCAGCCUGGCAGAAUGGCUGCCCCAGUUGACAGCAGAGAGGAGAGAAAGCCUGCGGGGGCUGCCCUGAGCUUCCCCUACCCCCUUGCUCUCCACAGAGUUUCUACUGGGAUUCUUCAUUUUUCCCUCUGGGGUGCAGGGAGCAGUGUGGUGACUGUUUUUCUCUCACUCUGAACUCUUCCAGGUAUGGAGUUUUGCUGUGAAAAAGUCCCAGAAGCUCAUGGGCUGCCCGGUUCCCUGGCCUGAAUAAAUAUUUGCAGCUGGAGAGAGGGCAGUGUCUUGUUGUCUAGCUGCUCUAGGAGCAUAAGGAUGGAGGAUGCAAGGGUGUCCCGUGGGCCCAGGGCAGUAGUCGCGAAGCUCUGUAUUUGCAGGGAUUCUAGCAAGAUGUGGGGGUGCAGAGGGGCCACGAGAGAAACAGCUCAUCGUUCCCAAAUGCUACCACCCAAGCCUUGGGCCAUUAAAUAACCUGUGGCCUGUUCAAUGUGGGGUGAAGGGGGACUGUUGUUAUGACUGUUUCUUUUUUAUGCUGUGUAUUAUGUUUUUAUUAUUAUGCUGCGUAAAUUAUCUUCUUAAUGUUGUAAACUGCCCUAAGAUCUUUGGAUAAAGGGCAGUAUAAACAUUGAAUUAACAGCAACCACAACAGCUUCAGCAGGGAUGGGAAUCUCUGGCCUGGGGAAUGAAUGCAGUCCUCCAAGCCCUUGGGAUGCCGCCACACACACACCCGGCCUUGCUUCACGUCCUCCUUGAUUGCUUUUGCCUGGCUGGAAUGUGUCCUUGAACUCUGAUAAGGUCUCUUGCUUGGAUGGAGGGAGGAUUAAAAGCCUUGUGUAGAAACUAGCCUAUUGGACAGAGGUAAAAUUUGCAUCCAUUUCUCUGCCUGCCACUGAGAAAAGCUCUCCAGCCCUGAAAAAUGGAGUGCAAGUGUGGGAAUUGCCUGAUCGAAUGCUCCGUCCUAAGAGAGAUUGUAUGUGUAUUGCAAUUUAAAUAUUAAAGCUCCUUGCACACAGAAACCUAGUAUAGUAGUACCUCAGGUUACAUACGCUUCAGGUUACAGACUCCGCUAACCCAGAAAUAGUGCUUCAGGUUAAGAACUUUGCUUCAGGUUGAGAACAGAAAUCGUGCUCCAGCAGCGCCACAGCAGCAGGAGGCCCCAUUAGCUAAAGUGGUGCUUCAGGUUAAGAACAGUUUCAGGUUAAGAACGGACCUCCAGAACGAAUUAAGUACUUAACCCGAGGUACCACUGUAUGCCAAGGGGAAUGGUUUUAGCCUUUUCUUCAUCCUGACAUGUUAGUUUUCUAUAUAUGGUGUACCUCACGAACUUCCUCUGUGGAGAAUACAGCCCCCCCCCCUGCUGUGGUAGGAUCCAGCAAUAGGUUUUCCACAUUUGUUUCCAGGGUUCUGGGUCCCUGCAGCAAACAUAGGUUUUUAGAUUCCAGCACUGAAAAUUAGGAAAGUUCUUGUUUAAGAGAAGCAAAAGAUUCCUGUCUCUUCAGGGUGCUGUGGAGCAGGGUCAUCUCUCCACCUCUGCCAGGCUGAAUAAUCACUGGAUGUCAGGAUGAAGGUUAGUUGAUGUGGGGCUUUGAAGUCUGGAUGUGCCAGGAUUUCAAAGCACAGGGUAGAUUCUGAAAGCCCUUUUGCCAGCAGUCCCCUGCUGCACUUUAAACCUCCAGAAACACUGGGCUUGUUGCUUUCAGACAACCCCACACUGCUUUUGCCUGCACAUGCCUGCUCCCAGCAGGGGAACUGGGGUGUGCAGCCAAUGGAGCAGGAUUUAACCCCAGCUCAUCAGCAUGGGAACUGUCAUGCAGCCAAAGCAGAAUAGAGCCCCUCCCACAGGACGGAGGUUCCCUAAUCCUGCGAUGGCCCCCUCGGCCUCUGCUUAAAUGGCCACCUUCCCUGGGAGGUGAGGGGAAAGCACUCCCCCCUCAGGCCCCGAGCCAGCCCUAGCUGGAAUAUGAAACGAUCAGAAAGCUGGUGACUUUGGAGGUGGGAAAAUCUGAUUCUGCCUGCGAAGCACAAACGCUUAUUGUGCAGGAAACAAAUCCUUUUCUCCUUGGGCCCUCCCAGCCCUUUGCUAUUUACAGCUUCCAUACAGUCUCGGGAGCCAGGGUUCCAAGGGCACUGGUGCCGGCCGGAAUAGCCACAGGCCCCUGGGAGCAAGCAGACCCAAGGCCUUGGGGAGGGUGUGGUAGUGCUUGCGUCUUGCUGCAUCUUCUUCUCCUGUAACGCACCAGGGUUCAGCAGGGACUAGCAAAGGGGUGAGCUCCAAAGCAGUUUCAGCCCUGACGAGAUUUCUGUGUGUGAAGUGCUUCUGCAUCCAAGAGAGCGCAUGUAUACCUGGUGGGAAUCCUUGGUGGGUUGAGGCUCCCCUGCAAGCACACACCAGCUGUGUAUGCCCACAAUGCCAAACAGACAAUUCUGGCUUCAAAAACCAGUUAGUGCACAAGUGGUCUGUGCUAGAAAAGGGUUUCCUUUGCAGCCACUUCACUGCUUCUUUCAGGUGAGUAGCAAAACAAGCCAGGAUGCAGCUCACAACUAUAGUUUCCUGCUACAUGUAAACCUGGAAAUUUUGGUUAAUGGAUUCAACACAAGCCGGGGUUGAAGCCAUGGUUUGAUACUGGCUUCAUAUCUUGUCUUCAUUUGAAACUGUGGUUUCCAGGUUUUCAUUCAACAGGAGACUAUGGCUGUGAGUUGGGUCCUGGCUUGUUUUGCUACACAGGUGAAAGGAGGAGCCAAACAGCCUCAGAGAGGCUCUGCAUCUGCAGAAAAGCUCAUGCGCAAGUAUUUUUGCCUUUGCAUUGUGUGCAAACACGCCCCUCCCCCUAUAUACAUGAAGCAAAAGAUGCUUGGGCGUAUGCGAGCAUCACAACUUGGCCACAUAUGGCUCCUAGAAGGGCUCCACAUGGAACUAAAACGUAAGAGUGUUGCUAUGUUGGAAGGUGGUCUGUAUUGUUCCAGCCCUAGUAGCGUGGUUGGCAAUGCACAGUAUUAUGUAGAGGUUCAGUGCAUGUCAGGAACUGGGAUGUCCUGUAGGAAGAGGACAGAUGUCAUAGAUGUUAAGCAGCUGUUCAUAGCCUAUGCAAAUUAACAAAUACAGUGGUACCUCUAGUUACAUACUUAAUUCGUUCUGGAGGUUCGUUCUUAACCUGAAACUGUUCUUAACCUGAAGCACCACUUUAGCUAAUGGGGCCUCCUGCUGCCGCCGCGCCGUCGGAGCAUGAUUUCUGUUCUCAUCCUGAAGCAAAGUUCUUAACCCGAGGUACUAUUUCUAGGUUAGCGGAGUCUGUAACCUGAAGCGUAUGCAACCCGAGGUACCACUGUAUAUGGGUAAAAACUUGGCAACAUAGCCCUGCCUCUGAGUUAUGCACUCAUUUGUAAGGUUUCUGCACACCAGCAGCAAACAUUUGAAGUUUUACAUCUCUUCUCCGCAUAGACUUUCCACUCAUAGUAUGACUUCUAUAUUUAUCCAGGGAGAAAAUAUAUAUACUGAACACACACACACACCCCCACACCCCUGGGUCUUUUACAUGUUCUUUUUCUUUUUCCUCUCCCUCCAUCUCUCUACCUUUCUUUCUUGUCUGUUCAUUUUUGGUGCAUCAGGACUACAGAACAAGUGAAAUUUCUCUGUUUUCUGUUGUAAGUACUCAUUUCCUUUCUUUUUCUUGUGUUCCUCUUUGGGUUUUGGUGUUUUUGUUGAUCUUUUCUCUCCCUCCCCCUCUCUCUCUUCACUGCAUGCAGCUUCCUCGCCUAUUUAUUCUGAGAUUUUUGUCUGUCUCUUGUCUCCAGCCUCCUCUUAGAAGACCAUAAUUUCACCUGGCAGCUUAGCUUUGCAGCAGAAUGAGGCCAGGGAGAUGGCUGGGCUGGCUGUUGUGGCACGCUUGCUUUCUAUGGGUUUCCAAGGCAUAACAAAUUCUGUGUGUUUGCUGUGUGCCCCCCCCGCUCCCUCCCCCCAAAACAUUAUGGCUCUUCUUUCAUUCCAAAGCCAAGAAUUCAUUUUUGGUUAGCCCACCUUUGUUCAGAAACAAAUGUCUGGGUCUUCAGUAAAAAAAGCCACAUAGUUUCAGAGAACAUGGCCCUUCACAGUCUCUAGUGGGGAGCUUCAGCUAGCUCUUAUCUUCCACAUUGCAGAAAUGGAAAACCUACAAACUAGGCACGGUAAAAGUUUCCCCAGAACAGAGUGGGGAGGAUGUGGUCCUCAAGUCCCAGGUGUCAUGGCCAACAGCGUAGGGAGUGACACCAGUUAUCCGCCCUGCCAUCUGAAGAGAGGCUGCAAUAGGCGCCUUUUCUUGCUUUAGGAAAAAGGAGAGCCUGAGGCAGCACUUGGGGAACCUUCUUCAUCCCAAGGGCCACCUUCUCUUCUGGGCAACGUUCUGGGGGCCACCUGCUAGCAGUAGGCAGGGAUCAAGGCAGAAGUGGGCAGAGGAAGGACUGCCAUGUUGAUCUUUGUUUAUAGGACCAGUUUCCACACACAGCUGGGACGCAAGAGGCAUCGCUGCCGCUCCGGGACACCUUUGCCAGAGAGGGGUGUGGUCUACAGGGAGGGGCAUGGCCUGGAGAGAGUCCCAAGGGCUACAGAGGCCACACUGGGCUCCUGGGCCUGAGUUUCCCCACUCCUGGUAUAAGGCCAAGGCAUAGAUCCUCUAUCAAAUGCUGCACAAUCCUGAUGGAGAUUUUCCCCAUCACAUUGGAUGGAUGGGCAGUUUCAGGGCAAACCAAAGUCAAGUCUUCCUUCAUGUUGCUGUGGCAAGAUGACUGUGAGGGCUAGAAGCUUAGAAAGGGGGAUUAGAUGCCUAUGGGGUGGGUCUUACUGCAUGACGCCUCCCUGAUCAGAGGCAGCAAGUGGAUGGCAGCUUCUGGGCAGCCGUGGCAAGAGGGGGCUCUUGCUGUCCAGCUUCAUUGGUGGGUUCCUAGCACUGUGUUCAGUUCUUUAUGGACCUGAGCUGCUUUGGGAGGCCAGUUCUGUAUGAAAAGCAGAACGAAAUCUGCCCAGCCUCUGGCAUAAGUCAGGCUUCCUGGCUUAUCAUGGUGUUUCUGUGAAUGAGCUGCCUGCUGGUGCACUCUGCCUACUCUCGCCUCCCCUGGCAAGAGGCGCUGUGCCCAUUACAUCUGAAUGGGGUAUCAUGAUUUGCACAGGGAUUCGCAGGCAGAAGCAGCUCUCCUGCUCCUGGGGAAAGCUUUUUGUUCCACUGUGCUUUCCUCUUGUGCCCUUUCCCGCAGUGGCAUCACUUGGCUUCCUCUUCCAAGUCCACAGCAAGAAAGAAAAUCUGUAAAUGCCGCCACAUCCAUGGUAUUGUUCCUCUGCUUCUCCUGGAAAGUGUUAGUCCACUUGGACUAGAUGAUCCUUGCGGUCCCUUCCACCUGUACAAUUCUGUGGUGCUAUGAUUUCAGUUUCAAACAUUGUUGAGCCAAAGUCAUUACAAGAGGCAAAGUUAACUUCUGAGAUGCUUUAGCAAGAGACCAGUAGCAGCGUAGGAAGGUGCCUUGUAUCAAAUCAGAUAAUGGAUCAGUCUAGCUCAGUAUGACAGUCUUCUCUGACUGUCAGCAGAUCUGCCGAUAUUCAGGAAGGACUCUUUCCCACCCUACCUGGAGGUGCUGGGGGUUGAACCCAGGGCCUUCCUGCAUUUGACAAGUACUGUGCCGCUGAAUCGUCACCCUUUCCCCAGCUGGAAAAACUGACUCUGCUGCUUAAUAUCCAGGAUUGGCUGAGUUGGCAGCAGACCUGUGUUUGCCCUUGUGCAAAACGGCUUUUAAGUGUUGGCUGUUUCAGAGUCUAUGGUCUUUUGAGCACAGUAGCCGUUGUGUUGGUCUCUCCCUUCUUCUCUCCCCACCUCCUGCUUUAAGAAAGAACAUGGCCUUCCCUGCUCAGGGCUGAGAUCUGCUAUGCCAACAACGUGGGUGCCAAUUCUGGUCCUGGCAUCUGGUCCUGCCUACUUGCCUCCCUCCCUGACUCCUCAGCUCCCUACCCCACACCCAAUAACAGAAAGUCCAACGCUGACCCCGUCCUCCCUUUCUCUCUGCAGGAGUGGCUGCAAGGUGAAGAAAUACGAAGCACCAUCCCUGGUUCUCGAUGUCUGCUCCCAGGUAUGGGGUAGCCAAGAACUGCCACUUGCUCCCCACAUUCACAGGAGAGAAGGCCCACACGAUGGCUAUAGUCUCCCUCCACUGUCAGAGGCUGUGCACCUCUGGGGGGGUUGGGGGAGAGCCGUGGCGCUCAGGUCCUGCUUGCAGGCUUCCCUUAGGCAUCUCCUGGGGGGGACGUGAGAGCAGGAGGCCGCAUUCAAUGGGCCACUGGCUGGAUCCAGCAAGGCUUUUCUUAAGUAGUAAUCCAUGUGGAAGAGCUUUGGAUUUGGAGAAGGGUUCCUUGCACAAGCAGCCGGGGACAGGUGCACCUUCCCUUCCAGAGUUGGCAUCCUUGGGACUCUGCCUGGGCCCACGUCCCUCAGAAUUACUCUCUGCUGUUCCUGCCUCUAUCUGCCCUCUUCCUACUGUCCAAAAGGAGACAAGGGAAGAAGAAGGAAUGGCAGUUUUUGCUUGCCUUGCUCUUUCCUGCAGGGCAGCGGAGCCGAUGGAGCACAGGGGAAGAGGGCAAAUGGCAAAGAGGGGAAUCCACUCAGGGAACGGUCCACACUGAGAGCAUCUUAAGAACCUAAAGCAGACCCUGGAAUAUAGGCUGAGUCAGACCAUUGGUAUUGUCUGCAGUGGCUCUCCACCAAGCUACGUUGGGAGCCGCCUUCUGCCAGAAUAGGCUACCUAUCAGCUCCAGCACUGGCAGGAGCUCUCCAGUCUUCCAGAGAGGGGUCCCCCCGCCCCCAGCCUGCACAGGAAGAACCAGAGCCUUGUUUGAGAUACAGCAUGAGCCGUACCACUGAGCCACGGCCCUUCCCACGGAGGCAUCCGACUGCCUGCCUGUUAGGAAGACAAGAGCUGCAGGCUAAAUUAACUCUUUUUCCAGAAGCUUUUUUAAAAAAGAAUAAUAAAAAAAAAUAUUUAUUUAUUUAUUUAAACAAGAAUGUACACCUCAGUUGCUCACAAGAACCGGGGGGUGGGGGGAACGAAUGAAAACUAAAAUUAAACAUGCUCAUACAAAGCACAAAUCUGAGUUGUUUCCUUCUCAUUUCCCCCCCCCCUCAUUUCCCCCCCCCCCCAUUAUUACUGGCGUUGAGAAGUGGCAGCAUUUUUUAAAAAAAAAUUGAUUUAUUUAAAAAUAUCAGGAUAUUGUCUUUGAGAUCUUGUGAUAUUCUCACUUUAAAAGGUUACUAAGAAUUCCAAAUAGAAGCAUAUUUGAACAUUUCAAUCAUCAUUAAUAUAUGAAAUACAUUUUGCCAUGUACCGUAUCAAGAAUGAAUCUUUUUUAGAGGGGUGUCCUCUGGUGUACCUUAAUUUUCAAGUUUGCUUUUCAGUGUAUUAGCUAUGGACCAGAUUUGACUCUACCAGAUAGCCUUAUUCAACCCCCCUAAAUAUUUUCAUUUUCUUGCAAGAACCAUUUUGGUGGCUGACAAUAAAUAUAGAAUCAAUUCAAUGUUUUAAGAAGCUGGAAAGUGAGAAGGAGUGGAAUGGAAGGCACAGACAGCUGUCCCUGGGCACUUCCAGAUUCCUCCCCCCGAUUAAUGUUAUCCAAGUCCUGGGCAACGGGCUGAUCCCUGUUUAACUGUCUCCUUGCUUGUGCAGGACAAAGAGGAAGCCGUGCUUGCCUCCAAAAUCCCAGACCUUUCCAACCGAGAUGGGCAUGCCACUGACGAAGAGAAACUGGCUUGCACAUCCUCCAGUCAAAAGGCAGCGGACUUGGAGGCGAAAGGUGAGCCAGAGGAAGACCUGGAGUACUUUGAGUGUUCCAAUGUUCCUGCGUCUGCCAUAAAUCAUACGUUUUCAUCCCCAGGAGAAGGUACGAAAGUCUCUCCCUCUCUGUUUCACGCCCCCUUGUCUUAACCUUUAACCUCCCCAUCCUAUGCCCUCCAAGUAUUUGGGACUACAGCUCCCAACAGUGCUGGCUAUUCUGAUGGGAAUUGCAGUUGCCAACACCUGGAAGGCUCCAAGGGAAGAAGCGGCACUGGGGGAACGUGUGUGUGUUUCUUGAGAGGACUGUCAGCUGAUAAAUGGAUUUUGGGUCAAAUAGGCACCUGCCAUUUUGAAAGAAACUGUCUUCUGUGUGUUCACUCGGAUGUAAGCCCUGCUCUAUUUGAUGGAACGCUCAGUCCCUAGCAAGUGUGUUUAGGAUUGUAGCCUUAAUUCCAGUUAAGUUUCACUUAAUGUGCUUAUCACCAAAGCCCAUGUAAAGGUGUCUUUUUGAGAUUGGGAAGCAGACAUCUAAUUUCAUGGCCAUGCAUUCACUCACCACCACCACCCCCAUUGCUAAUUUUGCACUCUUGGUGUAAAUCUCCUACCCCCAGUGAACUUCGCUUUAUCAUGAAAGUGCCUGUUCACACCAGGAGAACCUUUUCUUCUAAGGCCAAUUGCAGUGAAGGGGGGUGUCGAAAUUACAGCUGGGGAGAGAAGACUUUCUCCUCUCUGGGUGCUGCGCUCUCAGUGAACAGGAGGGGCUCCCACAUGUAUUGGUAUUAAACUUUAGGACAGAGGAAGAGGCCUUCUUCCAGUGACCGUUGGUUCAUUUAACCCCGUAUUGUGUGCCCUGACUGGUAGUGGCUUUCCAGGGUCCCAGGCGAGGGUCCCUCCCAGCCCUGCCUGGGGAUGCUGAGAAUCCAACCCGAGACCUUUGGCAUGCAGUGCAGAUGCUGUGCCCCUGAGCCCUUCCCCUUUUAAACACCCAGACAUGGUUGCUGACCCUGCAACUGGAGUAGCACCAAGUUUGUCCCUAAGCCAGUGUACUGUGUAAUUAUUAGGUGGCUGGACAUCUUUUAUGUUUUCCACAUUAAUUUUCUGGUAGGGCUAUGUAGCAAAACCAAAAUGGCCUACUAGAAAAAGAAAACUGAAGAGGGGAACCUUUAACCCUGAUUAAAAUUUAUCUAGUCCGAUUAAUUAAUUAAUUAAUUAAUUAAAGCUUUUUGUAAUCUACUGAUUUAAAACUAUUGAAACUUCCUCACCUUGUAGACUCUCUUUCAUUAACUACAGAACCAUCCUCAUUCCAUGCUUUGCUAGAUUUUAUAUCUCAAAAGCAUUAGAAAAAGCUCUAAAUGUCUCUUUUUGGUGGGUGGCAAGAGAAGGAACAAAGCCUGGAGCCUUACUUAUCUCUGCAUUUGACAACAGUGUAAGCAAUUACAGGAACAUGUUCAGCAUUUCCGAAGCAGAAGGACUGAAGUCUGUGCUUAUCAGCUAUGAGCAUAGAAUUCAAUCCAGCGAGGAGUUCACUGGCAAAGCAGACCCCUGCCUGCAGGCCAGUUGACAUAUGACCUCAUGGUGGUCUCAGAUGAUUGGCAGGUAGAUGGCCCUGCCCAGCUGCCAAAGUUGACAUGUGCAGCAAGGAGAGAGAAAGAUCUGACCCACCAGGUUCUCCACUCCUGAACUAAGUGCUGGAUCAUUCCAUGUCAAGUGAUCAAAUGCCUUUUAUCUCACCAUUUCAUACUGCUUUCAGUUUCAGUUUUCUAAAAGUAGUCUAAGAGAAGGUCCCAGGUCUCAGUUUUUAAUUUUUUAUCUCAUCCUGUUUUUAGUUAUGAGGGAAUGUCAAAAAAUGGACAAUUUUGGCCUUGCCAUGCUACAUAAAAACCUUUAAAGCUCAGCCCAGAAUUGUGAUACUGUAUUUCAAAACUAAAAAUACUAAUCUCUUCAGAUCUUCAUGGGCUUUAAUACGAUAUGUCACACGAUGGGCUUGCUUUGAAUUCUAAAUUUAAGUUUCAAAAUUUAAAAAGUCAUUAAAAAUUAAUAUGAUUAAAAAUUUCCUAAGUAAUGUAUUGAUUACACCAUAUUUCUAAGAGUUACUUGCAAAAAUUCAUCUUGGGAUCUCAAUGUGAUCACAUUAAAAAUAUAUAUAUAUUGUACAUACAUGUCUGCCUUAUUGGGUUCUAUUUAGGAUAAAUGGGUCUUCUUGGAGUAAAAUAUAGCAGAAUAAACAAGAUUUCAAACUAUAAUAUCAGUUCCUUCAGGCAUUUCUUUAAAAUGUUAUUCCAUUAAAAGGAAUCUGAAGAGCCAGUCAGGCUUUUCUUUUAACGGUGUGUUCCAAGGCGGAGGGAUCUUUUGUUGUUGUUGCAGGAUAGAAUUAAUGCUUUGAAAAAACUCUUGUUAGCUUGUGGGUUGGCUUGCUUGAAACAAACUAUGAGUGAUAACCCAGGACAAAAUUUGGCUGCAGUUUGUUUGGCGUGAGACAAACCGUAAGCCUCGGUUCACAUGGCCCACUAAGCAAAAAUACGACCCACAAGCUAUAGCCAAGGUUGGUUCUUGGGUUCAUAGUAUGUCCUGAGUGAGACAAACCACAAGCUUUGGUUUGCAUAAAACGCAGAGCAAAACCAUGGCAUAGAUCCCCAAAGGCCAAAGCCCCAUGGCUGAGUCCAAGGGGCUUGAGGAGCAUUCUGAGGCAACUGGAGAUGGCAUUUAUUGGCCUAGCUGAUAAGAAUAGAAGAAAACACAUGAAACUUGUUUCGAUUAGCUUUGGCUAUUAUGAUGCUUGCAUUCUUGUUAUUCUGGGGAGAGAAAACAGCUGCUGCUAAGAACCACAUGCAAAUCUCCACAGGGUGUGAUGCCCCAUUUCAUGGAGUGGAGCAAAAUGACAGCUGUUUUUCCUGCAAAGCAGUAACAACAAGGAAGGGAGAACAGAGAAGAACAAAAACUAAGUCACCCUAUUCUGGCACUUCUUAUUUUCUGCAAUUUUUCAAUGUUAGUUUUUGCAUGUCGAGGAAUUCACACAAAAUCUUACUAUCUGAAGCAGAAAAGCUAAGCAGCAAGCCCCCCUUCUGUUCUGCUAGUCGACAUGUGCUAUGAUCUGCAAUGAAGUUUUCCUGCGCAUGCCUCAUUGAAAUGAAUGGAGCUGCACAAGAGCAAUGGAUUGUUUCCUUCCCCCAUCCCUGCACAUCCAUGUGUUAUUCAGAUCCUAAAAGCACAAGAAGAGCCUGGCUAGAUCUGUCCAGCAUCCCAUUCCCAACAUGCCACCCAGACGCCUCUUGCAGAAGCCCACCCCAAGCAGGAGAAGAGGGCAAAUGCUCUUUCCUACUGUUGUUCCCCAGCGACUGGUAUUCAGAGGCAUCCAGCCACUCAGACCUUGUACUCCAUUGGCCCAGCUGGCUGCAGCAGAUGGAGAUGGGAAGUCUCACAACAUCUGGAGCACCACAUCCCAUUGACAUGGAGGUGUCUCAGGUUACCUGCAGAGGGUGAAUGGCUUGGUUCAAGGUCAGGCUUUAUGACUGAUCUGGGAUUCCGACCGAGCAUUUUAUUGUAACCAAUUAUGCAGCACUCUUGGCUUCCUCAUUGUCGAGCAUCCUCCAACCUUUCUCUCCUAGCCCCCUCUCAGGCUCUGACAUUGAUCCGAAGGGCUGCUUCACACAUUACAGGAAGCUGCAUGCAGGCUUUCAUAGCAUAGCUAAUCUUGGUUCUCUGGGGCUUAGAUUUGCAUGCUGCAAGCACUUCCAAAUGUUUCCAGCAGCCACAUUCUUGCUUUAUACACACAGCAGAUGUACAUCAAAAAGGGGGGCUGUAAUUCUGAAGGAAGAAUGUGAGGAAGCGCUUCUCAACAUCUAAAAUGUGAAGGAUGGGCAGUGCAGUGCACACCCAGUGACUGCCAGAGAAGAGGUCUGUUGGAUCCCAGCCCUUUCCCUUCUGUAGGGUCUUGGCAUUGCCAGGGACAUUCAGGUGGCCUCCCAGGAUCUCUUUAGGCAGUUUCCUAGGUUGUCCAUUUUGCAAAAUUGCCCAGCUGGAGAAGGUGUCUGUCCUUCCCAUCCUCGGUCAUUGAGCCACUCCAAAUGAGGGCCACUUCACUCAAGUGUCAUUUGUGAAAAACAUCAGAAAAUCAUCCCAGAUCUAACAGCUCAGCUGGUCCUUUCAUGUCAUCCAGGAUCUCCACAAGUGUUUCACAUCUGACCGAGAUGAGAUAGACGCUCAGUUGUUGAGCUGCCAACUAAUAAAAGAAUCAAGUGCAGGGAUGAAGCAGGGAGGGCCCCAGCUCACUGAGCGAGCACAUGCUUUCCAUACUGAAAGCUCCAGGUUCAAUCCCAGGAGUCUCCACUUAAGAAGGCACAGGUAGAUUAGGUGAUAGGAAAGAGCCUUCUCUGCCUGGGACCCUGAAGAGACACUGCCAAUCAGAGUAGACAGCAGUGGACUGGAUGGACAAGUAUUCUGGCCGGAUAUAAGGCACCUGCCUAGGAUCUGGGCUGGAUCUACACUGAUCUCCUAAACGUAUUGAAAAAUAAUGUAGAAAACUGCUUAAUAGCAGUUUCCCACUGCUUUUGGCUUGCUGGUGUGCAGCGCCCUCUGGUGUCACAUUUUAAUAACACAUUUUUAACAUUAUAAAUGACAAGUGUAGAUCUGCCCUUGGUGACCCUUAGAGUCCUUCCUAUCAGGACAGGUCUGAUCCCUGCAUAUCAGUUCAAAGCAUUGGGUUUAUCUGCCCAAGACCCUGGAGAAGUGGUGCUUUUUUACUUGUCCUGAAUUUUUGAACAUUCUACUUCCCUGGAUGUCCAGGAGUGCUGGUGUGAUGAGAGAGGGAGGCAAGCUUUUCUGUAUCCCAGUUCUCCAAGCCAUGCAUGAUUUUAUAGGCUCCUCCUCAUUAGUCUCAGUGUUGCCCUUGUAGAACUCAGCAGGGAAGAGGAUCACAAUGCGUUGACUCUCCCUGUCUUUGGCUCUGGUUCCCCCUAGAGUUGGGCCCCCUGCUUUCCACCCCCAUCAGUCACAGCGGGCACCAGCCACCACUGCCCUGGAGAGCCACUGCCAGCCAGAGCAGAUAAGACUGAGCUGCAUGCUCAAAUAGCCGAACCUGGGAUGAGCUAUCUUCCUCUGAGCCGAUGCAAGGAAGCACAGGGGGGAAAUCUUCCAGGUGCAACUUUGGCAUCCCAUAGUCUUAAAAAUAGGGGUUGGGUGGGAGGGCAGGAGAGUCUCGACUCAGAGAAAAGGGCUUCCACUUUCUUCUUCCAGUCAUCACCACUGAGACUCCAGCAACCAGUGUGUGACCCACUUAUUUCUUCUGCUUUAGGUUUUGAGAAGGACACAUCGUUGAGCAAGGUGGCGGAGAGGGGCAACCCUGGGGAUCCCUUGGUAAGCACAAGAGCAGUUUCUGCCCUCCAUUGAGCAAAGAAAUGCAGUGGCUGCACCCGUAGAAGCCGUGGAUCUUGCUCUUCACCUGAAUGCAUUGCAGCAAGGGUUCUUUCACCCCUCCCUUACUUUUGAAUAUAUGUGGGGUUGUUUCUGCUGAAGCACGGAACAGCCACAGGUGGCAUUGCUGGCUAGUGAAUCCUGCCUGGGAAGGACCUCUGGUUUCUUCUUUGUUGUGUGGGUGUAUAUGCAUGCAUGAUUUCUCUGACUUUGCCUUAGAGCCAAACUAUGCAUGAUGCUAUAAAGGGCACUUGGUAGCUACGCUUGGUAGCCUAUAAAGGGCACUUGGUAGCUUCCUGCGUUGCAGGGGGUUGGACUAGAUGACCCUCGGGGUCCAACUCUACGGUUCUAUGAUUCUGUGCUUACUUGGAUGUAAGUUACAUUGAGUUCAGGGGAGCUCACCUCAGAUAGCAGGUUGAAUUAUGCAAGUGAAUACAGUUGCACACAUUUUGCAAUGUACACACACCUGACUAAUUUUGUUGACAGCUGCCUUUUUAAGGUUGAUGCUUUUGUGCAGGACUUUUGGGUGGAGUGGAGAGCAAACUACACAAAAGUUAGGUGUGAAAUGUGAAAGAGCAGCUUCAGAAAUUACCCUGGAAGCACCAAAAGAAGUUGCAUAAGAUAGUAACACAUCUCCGGGGGCGGGGGGGGGUAUUAAUUAUACCUCAAACCUCUUUUAGAGAUGGGGAGUUUAUGUGGUCCCAAACAGCAGGGCCAGCUUAUGACAUUUUGCUGCCUGAGGCAAAGGACAAGACCACAGACUCAAGAAUUGUACAGUUGGAAGGGACUCUGAGGAUCAUCUAGUCCAACCCCUGCAAUGCAGGAAUAGGCAGUUUCCUCAUACAGGGAUUGAACCUCAUUUUAGAAUCCGAAUUGUAGAGUUAGAUACAGCCCUAUAUGGUUGAUGUAUCAGCACCUUGGUGCUGCCCUGGCCAUCUUUGCUGCUUCUUUUUCCUAAGCCCAGUUUUCCUGGCCAGAGCCCUUCCCCCUCCUUUGACAUUUCCCCCUCCUCCUCAGACUUUCCACAGGAUUUUAGACUUCAAAGACCCACAGAUUUGCCCCCCAUCAUCACUUUCCAGAAACAAUUGAAGACAUUUUUGUUCCAACAACCUUUCCCAGAUGGAUGGCUAGGGAUCUCUGCUGUGGGUCUCAAUUUUAUGUUUGUGUUUUAAAUUGUAUUCUAUUUUUGGUGUCCUUUUAAAUAGUUGUUUUUAUUAUAUCUUUUUCCAUUUCCUUGAAAUAUAUAUGUGGAAGGUGGUUUAUAAAUUCUGGAUUGUAUCCAAAGUUGCACUGAGUAACAUGUUCCCAUCUGCUUGGAACUCUUGUUUGGACCACUGGAAUCGGGGUAACGAGUUCAGGAAGAACUUUCCCAGUUCGAAAGGGAUGGCUGGUUUUUGUCUUGACGCAGUCCUUCUUUCCACAGGGAAGUUCUGAACUAUCCUCUGGGGAAAAGGCCUCUGGAACUGCACCCCAUGAGACGCCAGGGAGUGCUGAAAGCCCCCUAGAUGCGAUUUGCCUCAGUGAAUCCGAUAAGAUGGCAGUUCUGACUCUGAUCAGAGAGGAGGUAAGAGCUGCACGGGGGGGGGGGGGGCAUCAGGAUGUCAACCAUGUAAGGCUCAUUGGUGGUCUAUGUUUCUGGAGUGUGUGUUUUGAGUAUGUUAAUUUAAGUCACUUAAAUAAUGAAGACAGUGUUCGGAGGGGAAAGAAAUCCUUUUCUUUCCCCAAAUUUUUUUAUUCAUUUUAUAACACAAAUAAAAAACACAAACAGAAAAAACAAACAAUACAAACAAAUUCUUGUCAUAUCCUUAUUUUUCUAAACAUUGUUAAGUGGACUUCCCCAAGUCCCACCUAUUUGAUUUUCAUUUUACUUCAUCUUUGGCAGUUUACAUAUAUCAUAAUUUCUAACCAUCUUUUUCCCCCCACGCUUACUUUAACCAUAAAAAACUUCACAUUUUAUCACUUAUAAAAUACAGUAUCAUCUUUCUUCUAACCCUACCCACUUCCAAAGCUAUUCUAAGAUUUAAAUAUUAACAUUUUUUUUCAAAUAUUCUUUAAACUUCUUCCAAUCUUCUUCCACCGUCUCUUCUCUCUGGUCCUGGAGUCUCCCAGUCAGUUCGGCAAGUUCCAUAUAGUCCAUCAUCUUCAUCUUCCAUUCUUCAAUAGUUGGUAAAUCUUGUUUCUUCCAAUUCUUCGCUAGUAAUAUUCUCGCAGCUGUUGUGGCAUACAGAAAAAAAGUAAGAUCUUUUUUUGGGAUUUCACCCCCCACUAUACCAAGUAAAAAGUUUUCUGGUUUUUUAAUAAAUGUGUUUUUCAACACUUUUUUCAAUUCAUUAUAAAUCCUUUCCCAGAAGUCUUUUACCUUGGGGCACGUCCACCACAUGUGGUAAAAGGUUCCUUCUUUUUCUUUACAUUUCCAGCAUUUAUUAUCAUGAGUAUGAUACAUUUUUGCUAACUUCACUGGUGUUAAAUACCACCUGUACAUCAUUUUCAUCAGAUUUUCUCUUAAUACAUUACAAGCUGUAAAUUGGAUUCCUUUUUUCCACAAUUUCUCCCAGUCCACCUUCAUAAUAUUGUGCCCCACAUCCCUAGCCCAAUCCAUCAUCACAGAUUUCACUUGUUCAUCUUUCGUAUGCCAUUCCAGCAAUAAAUUAUACAUUUUAGAUAGGUUUUGUAUUUUUGUGUCUUGUAAUUCCGUUUCCAGUUUGGAUUUCUCUGUUUGAAAACUGAUUUUCUUAUCCAUUUUCAACACUUCAUUUAUCUGGAUGUACUGGAACCAAUCAUCUAAUUUAUCUUUCAACUGAUCAUAAGAUUUUAAUCUAAAUUGGUCCCCUACUUCCAUCAAAAUAUCAUUAUACUUCAACCACAUAUCUUUCAUAUUCAACCUUUUAUGGGUCUUAGAUUCCAAUGGUGAUAUCCACCUGGGUGUUUUCCUUUCUAACAGAUCCCUGUAUCUUAUGCAAACAUUGUAUGAAGAUUUUCUAAUUAUAUGGUUUUUAAAUCCUUUGUGGGCUUUUAUCUUAUCGUACCAUAAAUAUGCAUGCCAGCCAAAUACAUUAUCAAAACCUUCCAAAUUUAGAACAUCUGUAUCUUCCAAUAAACACCAUUUUUUCAACCAACAAAAGGCUGCAGCUUCAAAAUAGAUCCUUAAGUCUGGCAGGGAGGAGUCCCCUCUCUCUUUCACAUCUGUUAAUAAUUUAAACUUAAUUCUGGGUUUCCCCUCCUGCCAGAUAAAUUUAGAUAAUACCUUUUGCCAUUCCUUAAAACAAUUCAAAUUAUCAAUGAUAGGAAGUAUUUGGAACAAAAAUAUCACCUUAGGCAAUACAUUCAUCUUUAUCGCAGAAAUUCAGCCCAACAAAGAUAGUUUCAACCUUGUCCAGAUAUCCAAAUUUCUUUUGAUAUCUUUCCAUAACUUUUCAUAGUUGUCUUUAUACAAAUUCAAAUUUUUUGCAAUCAUAUUUACACCCAGAUAUUUCACCUUUUUCACAAACUUCAGCCCUGUGGUUUCCUCUAAAUUAAGUUAUUCAUGUUUCGUUAAUUUCUUUUCUAAAACUUUGGUUUUAUUCUUAUUCAAUUUGAAACCUGCAACUUGUCUGAACUCUUGAAUUAUCUUCAGUGCUUGAUUGCACUGAUCUCAGGGUCCUGUAAAGUCAAUACCAAAUCAUCAGCAAAGGCUUUUAACUUAUAUUGUUUAGUUCCCACUACUAUGCCUUUAACUUCCUCAUCCUUCCUUAUCAUGUUCAACAGCACCUCUAGGACAGAAAUAAAAAGCAGGGGGAAAAGUGGGCACCCUUGUCUAGUUCCCUUUUCAAUCCUAAUUUCUUCUGAGACCACAUUGUUAAUUAUAAUUUUUGCUUUCUGCUCAAAGUAAAUUGCAUUAAUACCAUUUUAAAAGUUUUGACCGACCCCCAUAUUACAUAAGUUCUGCUUCAUAAAGCUCCAAGAAACAUUAUCAAAGGCUUUCUCUGAAUCAAUAAACAUUAACAUUGCUUUAGUUUUCCUUUUUACCUCUAAUCUUUCCAACACAUCCACUAUGUUCCUAAUAUUAUCUUUCAUAUGCUUCUCAGGUAGGAAGCUUGAUUGAUCUUUAUGUAUGUGCUUAUUCAAAACCUUCUUCAAUCUUGUAGCCAAAAUAUUUGCAAAUAUUUUAUAAUCCACAUUUAACAAAGAAAUUGGUCGGUACCGUAUUUUUCGCUCUAUAACAUGCACCUGACCAUAACACGCACGUAGUUUUUAGAGGAGGAAAACAAGAAAAAAAUAUUCUAAACAAAACAGUGGAUGUAUGAUUUUUGUGGUUCAUGCUGUGGCCACAGACAUGUUAUCUGACGGUGAGUUUGGGGUAGCCCAAUGCAAAAAUCCUGAGGGUCCAUGUGGAUCCAUGCUUUGUAACCAUGUUUUUACGCCAUUGCGGCCCCACGAAACAGUGGGUGCGUGUCUGUUUUUUGGUGCAGGCUGUAGCCAUGGACAUGCUAUGUGAUCUGAUGGUGAAUUUUGGGUGACCCAGUGCAAAAAUCCUGAGGAUCCAUGUGGAUCUGUGCUUUGAAACCACGUUUUAAGUGGGGAGGGAAGGAAAAGCACUCAAGGGACAAGGAGCACGCGUGGGGUGUGUGGAGAAGGAGCUUUUCGGGGAGCUGAGCGGGGAGGAAAAGAGCACUGUUGCUUUAAAGGUAUACUUAAGGUAUUUGCCCUGUGCCUGGGGUUUUUUCCAUUUAACAGUUUGCAGCCUGUUCCUUCCGCUCCUUGUUUUGAGGCAGAAUAGAUUUGAGCAAGUGAGGAGGACUUGGAUUGCAGGGGAUUUGCCAUUAGCUGUGUAAAAGCGCUCCUCCUUGCAGCCUUCUACUUUGUUUGUACAUGUGGCUACUGGUAUCAGGUUCAGUUUGAGUGAUAAGCAGCCACCAGCAGCAAUAGAAUGGAGAACAAAAAGGCGAUAGGGGCACUAGGACCCAGACAAUGCUCUAAUCUAUCCUGCCUGAAAACAGCUGAGAAGCGGGGGAUUUGCCUAGUUUUCCCCUCUCCCUCAUCCCAUGCCUUCCCCAUCCUUUUUUUUUACUUCCUGGUUUUUACUGCACUCGUGGCUCAGAGCUCCAGGUUGGUUUUUUUUUUGUUUUUGCUGCUGGUUGCUUAAAUUUUAUCCUUCCUGAUCCAAGCCCUUCUGUGCCCUGCUGUCCCUCAGCAGCCUCAUUGCUCUGUUUAGAGAGCGCGCGGACCUUUGCUAGCUGAGGCUGCAGCAGCUGUUGCUGGCUACUUUAAAAGCACCUGCUGGCUUUGAACCGCCUGCCUCCUCCCGGCUCGCUAUGGCUCCCGUCUGUCCCUCCUCCCAUGUAAGCGGCUGCUGCCCGCUUUGCUGCCAUGGCUCUCCUUCCCUCCCUCCUCCCCGGCUCCUCCGUAGGUCACUUUAAAGCAAGCAAAGCGAGAGCCUCGUAGAGCGUGUAAGCGGCUCUCACUUUGCUUACUUUCAGAGAGCCCCUCCUCCUGGCUGUAAAGCAAGCAAAGCUAGAGCCGUGCAAAGCCCUGCAAGCGGCUCCCACUUUGCUUGACUGACGGCAGCCAUGACUCUGAUCCAGUGCAUUCGCUCCGUAACACGCACAGGCAUUUUCCCUUACUUUCUAGGAGCAAAAAAAGUGCGUUAUGGAGCGAAAAUUACGGUAAUUCUUUACUUGAGCUCUAUUUGUGUCUGGUUUGGGUAUCAGAGUGAUGAAUGCCUCUUUCCAGGACUCGGGUGCUUUGUCCCCCUGUAAUAUUUUGUUACAAACAUCCAUCAAAGGUUGUAUCAACCAAUCCUUAAAUAUUUUAUAAUACUUGGAUGUUAAGGUCCCGGUGCUUUGCCUAUUUUCAUUUGGGCAAUUGCCCCUUCAACUUCUUGUCUUGUAAUCCAUUCAUUUAGUAGGCUCUUUUCUGCAAUCUAUUUUUGUCCAGAAACUGUUCCAUUUUUUUUCCUUUUCUUCUUUUUCCUUUUUGUAAAGUUGCUUGUAGUACUUUUGAAAACAUUUUCUAAUCUCUGCUGGGUUCUCAAUAUUCUUACCAUCCUCCAUAAUAUUAAUUAUUGUACUCUCCUUCUGUCUCUUUUUCAAUUGCCAAGCCAGUAAUUUUCCGCAUUUAUUUGCCAAUUCAAAGUCUUUUGUUUCAUCAAUUUAAUUUUCCAUUCAAUUUUUUGGUUGACUAUUUGUGAAGACUAAGAUUGUAAUGCCUUAAUUUCCUUUUGAAUCUGUUGAUUUUUUGGGUUACAUCUCAGUUUUUUCUCUUUCUCCUUUCAUUGAGACAGAAUUUUUUCCUUUUUCUCAUUCUGUGCUUUCUUCCUGAUAGAAUUCUGUUGAAUCAAAAAACCUCGCAUUACCACUUUACUUGCAUCCCAUACAACCCUUGCUUCAAUUCCAGGAUUCAAAUUCAACUCAAAAUAGUCCUUUAGGGUCUUCUGAGCUUUAUUUACAAUCAAAUCAUUUCUCAGUAAAGCAUCAUUCAUCCGCCAUCUAAAAGAACUCUGUAGAGACAAUUUUAACUCUGUCAACACAGCAUUAUGAUCGGAACAAGUCCUUGGGCAAAUUUCAGAUUUAGUCACUCUUGGAGUCAAGUCUUUAGUUAACCAUAUAUUAUCUAGGCGACUGCACGAUAGAUUUGCAUCUGAAAAAAAUGUAAAAUCUUUCUCCAUUGGAUUCUUCAAUCUCCAAAUGUCUAUCAGGUCAAAAUUGUCCACCAUCUCGAAAAACGUCUUUGGUUGCCUCCCAUCAUUAGUAAGUUUUUGCCUUUGGGUUCUGAAGAAAUCCCGAUAACAAUUUACUGAGGAAACUGAACAGAAAACUAUAUAAUUUGAGGAGAGAGGUGUUGUCAUUCUUAUUUCAGGCCUUGUACAUAGCAGGGAGACAUUCAACUAAACAUAGACAGGAAACGACACAGCCAAUUGGGUGAAAAUCAUACCAUUCCAACUGGUUGCUGAGCAACACCCCCUCCCCCUCUUGUCUAGCUGACUUUAACACUUACAGGAUUAACCCUUAAGUUUCACACAGAACGAUCUCUGUCGUUGCAAUUCCAGUGGGGUUAUGUUUGAGAACAGUGCUUUGUCACUAAGAAUGAUAAAUUACUUUUAAAAUCAGUUACAAAAUGUUGAGGUAGAAAUGGGCUAUAGAGCCAUCUGUUUUUGAAAAGCAGGGAUGGGCAACCUGCAGCCUCAGGCCUAAAAGCCAAAGACAUCUGUGAGUGAUCAGUCCCUCUCCUGGGAGGAAGAGGGAAUGAGAAAGGAAAGGCAGAGAGAGAAUGUGCUGCCCCCCCCCCACAGACUGCCCCUGAGGCACUGGCCUUCAAACUCUUGGGUCAGCACCCACUGCCAGGACAUCACAGCAUGACCGAGGGCGAGUCACAGGAGCAGCACUGCCACUAUGCAAGUAGAUUAUUUAAAAAUUCAGAAAUGGGUCCCCAAAUGUAUGUUUGGGUUGAAGCUGCGUUCCAGGUCUGCAAAGGCCACCCUAAGAGAAAAGCUUGCCCACCUCAUUGUAUGGUGUACAAGGGAUCAGGGUUUUCAACCAGGAAUCUUCUGAUCUGAGGUCAAACCCUGUGAGCUACAGAGCACUCAGGCUUUACAGCCUCUUCAAACACAGACAAGGACAUCAGCUCCUCUGACUGGCAGGCAGUAUCAGUGGCCAGGACUGGCAAUAAAUGCCAGGAGCCUGCUCUAGCUCUUUCUCACUGUUCUCCCCUCUGGAAAUGAGAGAACCACAGUCUGGGCCUGAGCCUGAGCAUGUGAAAGUGGAAGGUAGCCUUGUCCAAAGUCUGCUAGUACCUCAGAUGUGCUGGGGUCCAGGCCUGCCAGGGGGUCCUCCCAGUCUGAGGUGGGUGACGUUUACAUGCAAGCUACUAGACAGGUAUGGAUGAAGUGACCCUUCUUGCCCACAGAAAGGGUUGCCAUGACAAUUUAAAAGUGGCAGAGGACUUCCGGGUUGGCGCCAUCGGCAAUGGCGGAAUUCCUCUGACCGGGAGGAAUUUGCCCCGUGGGAAAUUGGGUCUGGACCGCCACGGCGAAGGCAGAGACCUGUAAAAAUCACAGGCGGGAGAAGCCUGUGAACGUGGGAUUCGGCGGGCACCUUCUGUGCCUCCCCUACUCGCGGGGAAACCCGUUUUCGGGGCUCCGGAGCGACGUGGGGUGAGUGGCGCGGUGCUUCGAAUCGUCUGCUUCUUCCACGGAGCGAAGCCGCACAGCUGUUGCUGGAGAGCGCUGACUUUUUCCUGUGGACAAUUUGACUUUAAAGUAAUUACCUGUGAGUAGAGCUGAAACGGGAGAAUUGGAUUUUUAAAAGUAUAAUUUGGUAUCGAAGCGGGGAGGUUCAAAACAGGAAGUCCGCCUUCCCCUUUUGUAAAUAGACUGAGGCAAUGAAGUUGCAAGCUGGAGUCCUGGAAAGUCUUUUGUAAAAGAUUAAAUUUCCAUCGGUAAAGAACAAAACCCCCCUUUGGAGGCAGGAGAAGAGGGGGGGAAGUUGUGGACUGAAUAUGCCUGCAGGAGAGAGCGAAGAGAUGUAAAACACCGCCACUCUGACCCUGGAAACGGGCUGCUAGUAGGACUGACGUAUUUUGGAAUGUUCAUUGACAGCGUUUAGAACGUUCAUUGACAGCUAGUUAAACAAGAGAAAUACAUUGUUUCUACUGUUUCCGGCUGCUUUAAAAAGGAGUAAAAGUAACUGAAAAUUGAAACUAACUUGAAACUAAUUUUCUGAUUGUUUAAAAGAGGAUGCUAUUGACUAUUACAAAUAGAAACUGUUUCCCCCUAGUGGAAGCCUUUGAAACCGGUUGCUUUACAAGAGUUGGGUUAGGGAAAUUUCCAGCUGCAAGUUAAAAACCGUGAGACUCUGGGACUGACCUUGAAUCUUUUAAGUGUUAUGGUUAAUGGAAGAGGAAAAACAGACCAGUCAACUGCUGACAAAACAUUAAGGUCUGGGAGGACUUGGCAACAAUCCAGGAGAGCUUCACCAUCAGGCCCCCCUGCUUUUUGUUGCAGCCUUUGUACCAGUAUAUGUAAAACCAAGAGAAAUGUUGACAGAAGAGGCUCUAGUGGCUGCAUUAUUUAAGAUAAAUGAUUCAUUGAAUCAGCUUCACAGGAAAAUGGACACGAUAAAUGCGAAAGUGGAUAUUUCAAUCAUUAAAACUAACUUAAAUAUAGAAAGUAUAAAUAAUACUAAUACAGAAACUACCCAGAAAUUGACACAGGAACCUAUUUCGAUACGGCAAACUGCGGAGGAGGCCAGGGAAAAGCUGUUGUUGCUGAAUGUAAAGAAACACAACUGGAGAGAAAGAGCAAGAGAGCCCCAGCCCUACAGAAGCAACUUGAUGAAUAUAAGUUGACGCUUGCUAUGACUGAACUUAAAGAAAAACAGACAAAUUUGAGGAUUAGAGUUCACCUUUGGUGGACAUGCCCAAGGAUUAAGACACUUUGGGAGAUGAUUCAUAAUGAAAUGAAAAAGGUAUUUAAAUAUACCUUUCUGAAGAAACCAGAGGUCUUUCUCCUGGGCAUGGUCGGCCAAUUGGUGUUAAAGAAGAAUAGAACUCUUUUCACGUAUGUAACAAUAGCAGCAAGAAUACUCAUUGUGAAGUACUGGAAGACACAAGAUUUAUUUUUCCGGGAAGAAUGGCAGAUGAAGUUGAUGGACUAUAUGGAAUUGGCGGAAACGACUGGCAGAAAUACUAGACCAGGGAGAAGAGACGGUGGAAGAAGACUGGAAAAAGUUUAAGACUAUUUAUAGAAAUAUUGUAAAAAUAAUGAAUGUUAGAAAAAUGUUGGAAUGAAGUUAUAUGGUUUUAGUAGAAAUGCUAUAAGAAAUUAAGUAUAAAUAGACUAAUAGAGUAUUAAAGGGAAAAAUAAGAUUAGAAUAUGUUAAGAUAAUUAUAGGAUAGAAAACAGAGGAAGAUGGAAAGGAAUUGCUGAAACAAUUAAUAGAAGUGGAAUACAAAAAGGGAGGUGUGAGGAGGUCGUGGAAAUAAGGGAAUGAAAGUUAAGAUAUUGAAAUUGUUUUGUGUUUUAAAUGGUUUGCGUCUUAUUUUGUUAAUCUUAUGUUUUUUCUUUUCUUUUCUUUUUCUUUUCCUUUUUUGUUUUUUCUGUUUUAUUGUGUUUAAAUGGUUGGAAAAUCAAUAAUUUUUUAUUUAUUUUUUUAAAAAGACAAUUUAAAAGUGGCAGGCAGAGUUUUUACAUUUGCGCCUAACCACUCCUGAUAUGUGCCUUCUGUGCUGAGUCUAUCCCAUUAGGUAUUUUUGAAAUGCCUCGUAGUGGCUUCACACAUUACUUUUUACAGUUAGGAGGGCUCUGAAAUGGAAAGCUAAAUGAUGUUCCUUGUUUCCAUGUUUUGUAGAUCAUCUCCAAAGAGAUUGAAGCAAACGAUUGGAAGUGGAAAUAUGAAGGAAGCCGGCAAGAGGUUCUGGAAAUGAGGUAACUCUCUCCAUCCAGCCCAGGGCCCUGGUGGGAACGUAAAUUGCCCCCUCUCCUGUAGUUUGAUCAGUCAUUUGAUGAGCAAGGCGAGUGAUAGCCCCCUGCCUCAGCUGAUGUACGUGUGGGUGUGUAUAAUUUUUUAUUUCAUAAAAUUUAUAUACCAAUUGAAUGUAAAAACAAACAAACAAAAUACCCUAAAAACUGUUUUCAAAAUAAUAAACCAAUAAAAUUACUGGUAAAAACAGUUAAGAAUAAGUAUUUAAAAUGUUAAAAAAAAAUCAUUGAUAAACUAAAAACAUAUUAGAAUACAUAUUAACAUUAUCUAUAUUUGGGUAUUUUGUCUAAACAAAAAUGUUUUUCGCAGGCACCAAAAAGAGUACAGUGACAUGUUCUCUUAAGUGUGUAGAAAGGCAACAUCCACUUUUGUCCGCAGCUGCCCAUUGGCAUGCAGCCUCUGGCGGGUUGGUCAAGGGCAAGUGUGGCCCCAGAAUGAAAAAAAGCCAUCCCUGGCCUAGGAAUUUGACCUGGGCAGGGAAGACCCCAAGUCAAUCUCCACUCAGCCACAAGACUUCCUGGGUGAUCAUCAGCUUGUUCCUCUCAGUCCAAUCUGCCUACCUUACAGGGUGGUUGUGAAGAUAAAAGAGCAGGACCUUUGUGUGCACCAUAUUAGGAGAAAGAACAGGAUACAAAUGGAAUAAAUUUGUACAUAGUUGUUUGUUUGUUUGUUUGUUUGUUUGUUUGUUUGGAUGUUAACAAAAAAGCACCCAAAUCAAAAAAAGGUGUCAGUUUUCUUUACCUACAUUUUUGGAAAGAGUUCUGGAAGCCAAACAGGUCUAUGCAGUGAAAUGGGUGUGCAUGUAACCAUUCUCAAGUUUGCAUGCAUCUUAAGAUGCCUGCAGAAGAGAAACUUUGAGUGAUGGCUGUCUGUCUGUCUUGCAUAAGGAUGAAAUAAUGUAAAAGGCAUCCCACACUAGGAUGAGUGGGUGGAGCUGGUUCACCGAAGCAAGAAGUGAGCGAUUCUGAUUCUUGUGUGCUGUUUCCUGACUUUUCUGUUUAGGAAGAUUGUAGCUGAAUACGAGAAGACCAUUGCCCAGAUGAUAGGUAAGCCAUGGCUUUGUGGGUAGAAGGGACAAGAAAGCUGUGCCUCACCCUCUACUGAUCAUCCCCUCCAGCUAAUCCAGGCCAUAAAUGUGCAGGAGGCAUAUCUUUAUUUAUUCAUUUUAUUAAAUUUGUAUACCGCCCUGUCUGUACCCAUAGAUCUCAGGGCUGCUCACAAAUGCAGUUUCAAUGCAAUGUCUCUGUGUCUGUGACACGACGUGCCAAGUUUUCAAGUGGUAGCUUGGAGUCUGGUCAGCGCUUGGAGAAGCAGUUAUAGUCAAGUCUCCGUGUAAAUGCUGCAAGCCUGAUAAGAACAUAAGAGCCAGAUAGAUUAGCCCAAGGCCCAUCUAGUCCAGCACCCUGUUCUCACAGUGGCCAACCAGAUGCCCAUAAUAAUAAGAAUUUUUUUAUUUGUACCCCUCCCAUCAGACUGGGUGGCCCCAGCCACUCUGGGCGGCUUCCAGCAUAAUAAAAACACAGCAAACAUCAAACAUUAAAAACUUCUGGAUACAAGGCUGCCUUCAGAGGUCUUCAGAAAGUUGUGGGGUUGUUUAUGUGUUUGACAUCUGGUGGGAGGGCAUUCCACAGGGUGGGCGCCACUACCAAGAAGGCCCUCCACCUGGUUCCCUGGCUCCGCAGAGGCAGAACAGAGCACAACAGCACUCUUUUUAAAAAAUAUUGGCUAAUUGGUGGGAAAUAGCAGAUAUCAAGGACAGGAUACUUCUCCAUUUGGAAUUGGUAUCUGAAGAAGUGUGUAUGCACACAAAAGCUUAUACCAGAACAAACUUAGUUGGUCUAUAAGGUGCUACUGGACAAUUUUUUUUUUUAUUUUGACUACAUCAGACCAACACGUCUACCUAGCUGAAUUUGGAAUUAAGUUAGCCUUCCCCAACCUGGUGCCCUUCAGAGGUUUUGAACACCAACCCCUCUCCAUUUAGUUCAGCCUUGGCCAACCUUCAGUCACUAAUGGGAGUUGUGGUCCAAAACCUCUUGAGGGCGCCAGGUCAGUGAAGGGUGAACUAAACCUUUGGCGGAGCUCUUGAACACGUGAAAAGCUGACGAUCUGCGCUGCUGUUUAGCACUGUCUUCUCCGUUAGGAAUCACAGCUGGGGAAGAAGGGAACGCCCAACUGCUCCUUUCCAGGUAGGCUUAAUGUUCUCCUUUUCAUUUGAAUCCACAGAGGAUGAACAGAGGACAAACAUGGCAUCACAGAAGAGUCUUCAGCAACUGACGAUGGAGAAGGAGCAGGCUCUGUCUGACCUGAAUUCUGUGGAACGGUCCCUUUCCGACCUGUUCAGGAGAUAUGAGAACCUGAAGGGGGUCCUGGAAGGCUUUAAGAAGGUCCUUUUUCUGCAUAAAAAGGCCUUUUCUCCUCCUUACCUGCAGCUCAGAAUCCCUGCCUUAUCUGCUGUAGGCCAGAGGUGGGGGACCUGUGGGCUCCAGAAGUUCCUGGACCCCUAACCAUUGGCCCUGCUGGCUGGGCUGAUGGGAGUUUGAAUGCAGCAAUUUCUGAAGGGCCACAGGUACCCUGAUGCAGGAGGGCGUAUCUUUUUUCGGGGUGAAAUUGAAUUUUUGCAAAUUUCUUCAGUGAUGCAUCUUAAAAGUAUGUUUCUGGAUAUGAUUCAAAUCUGCUAUUCUUUUUGUGAUUGGACAAUAUUCAGUAAGUCUAUGUCUGAGGAAGAAGCACAUAAUCUGCUUUUGGAAAACCAAAAAACCCCAGAGCUGUUAAAUUUUUUGGGGGGUAGGCACAGUUGUUUAGCUUUUGGGGGGGGAUUGCAGACAAUCACUCACCCACCUGACCGCCACUGCCAAUCACAUACCUCGCCAAAGCCACUGUCCGAUCACCACCAGCAGCCGACAAUCAACUGCACAAUUGCCAUAUUUUAGCAGAGGAAAUAAUCCCCCUCAUAUAUUAUUGCAUUUAUUCCCCUGUGUUAGUCAAGGAUUUAUGGAUUAAGCCUCUUGCAAAGUCUCAUAUCUUUUUUAAAAACACCUAGUUUAUGAAGGUGUAUUCUUUAAUAUUCAUUAUCCAAAUGGGUGCAUUCAUUUUGAUGAAUGUAUAAUCUCCAUUGGAGGGCUGGAUCCGGAACUGGCCCACCCUCUGUGCACCCCUUUUGACCGAUAGGUGUGGGCCUCCACCAGUCUGUUUCCUGACAUCACAUGGCAACAGGCGAUUCAGAUUUUCCCCAAUGGGGCAGUAUCAGGAAGCCAACAAUUCUGCUCCAGGUCAGAUUUCAGUCCACGCUGGAGAAGAAUUUAGAGGCUCAUGAAGCGUGAAUGCUAUUUCCCUAUGGACUUUAAGAAGCCUCUGAAGCACUUUCCCCAAGUUCAGCUCUGGAGAACUUUGCUAGCUUCUCCAUCUUGAUGCUCUGCUAGUUGGCACACUUGCAUCUUUUUGUUGCUAAACCUUUUGCAUCUUCCUCUAACUUUUGUCUUCUAGAAUGAGGACGCAUUGAAGAAGUGUGCUCAGGAUUAUCUCACUCGGGUCAAGCAAGAAGAGCAGCGGUACCAGGCCUUGAAAAUCCAUGCUGAAGAGAAGUUGGACAAGUAAGGAAUUUUUGGCUUUCAAGGAAAGAGAGAAUGGCAACACUGAACUGUGGUUAACAGAAAGCGGGAGUGAAAGCUUCCAGAUUCCUCCCUGUGGGUGUGCUGGAGGAGGAGAAGGGGAAGCAAGGGAGGCCAGAGGAAGGAUCUCAUGGUGUCUUGAUUUAAGGGGGGAUGGGGAGCAAAAGCGUCUUUGCCUGCAACAGAAUAUACAAGUACAAGCUCAAGUUUCAGGAAUAAUAAUGACGAUAAGCAGUUGAAGGCUAAGUGGUGGCUGAUGCCCUUUGGGGAGUGAUAAGAUGGAAGCAAAGUGAACAACAGCUGGUGCAGCCAGAGUCAGCGACAAGCAGAGCUAGGUAAUUUUAGUUUUGUCCCCAUCCUCCUCCAUGCUGGGUUCUACACAGGGAAACACUGAGACUUAAGGCAGAGGAGGCUCGGAAAGCAGGCGGGUGGCAGCUGUCUGAGGGCAGAGCUACCUGUUUGCUGCAAUGGACCAGCCUCCACUGCCAGAGGAUUGCAGCGCAUCAUGAAUAAUAUCAACAGUGGGCUGCUAUAUUGCGGACAGCAAAUCCUGCAGUUGAAAGCCUUCACCCACAAACUGAGAGUCAGUUUUCUCUGCUAAGGACGUUUUCAUUACAGCCUGGCUGAGCACAAUACUGUCCCUCUCAAGGGCCAUCCAGAAGAUGAACCUUAUUUGCAUCUCUGUUUCUCUUGCUGUCUUCCCCCUUCAAUGCAGAGCCAAUGAAGAGAUUGCUCAGGUGCGCAACAAGGCCAAAGCGGAGAGUGCAGCUCUUCACGCUGGGCUCCGAAAAGAACAAAUGAAGGUGGAGUCUCUGGAGAGGGCCCUCCAGCAAAAGGUGAAGGAGCCUCUCUUAUCUUUUUCCUGCUGCAAAGAAAAGAGCAAAUUGUCUGAAUCUACCACAUGCUGCUUGAAAUUCCUUUAACAUGGACAGCAAAAUGUACAUUGAGUUUUCAGUAUUCUCCUGAUCUUGUGAUAUUGCUAUUUUUUAUUCUUCUUAAUUGUUCAAUGGCCUGGUUCAUUUAUUGUGUUUAUACAAUAUUUCUAUUGUGCUUCAUUUGUCCUAUAUUUUUAAUAUUUUCUUCUGGGUUGGGGGAGCCUUAUAUACUGAAGGGUGGUACAGUCCUGACGAUGCUAUACAGUAAUCUGUACUCCUGAAUCUGUUUGGGUUAACUUGGUUAUUGGUUGAUUUCCUCAAUACCAAGACCCUAUUGCUAUGGUCCCUAACUUGAGGCCCACCUUGGUGCCUGCAAAAGCCCUUCCUAGGUUUCUUUUUCAAAUACAGUGGUGCCUCGCAAGACGAAAUUAAUUCGUUCCGCGAGUUUUGUCGUCUUGCGAUUUUUUUCGUCUUGCGAAGCACGGUGUCGGGAAAGUUUUGGAAAAGCUUCAAAAAUCACCAAAGUCUUUAAAAACCUCAAAAAAGGCUACCACACCGCAUUCUAUGAGUUGCUCCUUGAAGUCAAGUCGCAACUGUAUUAACGGUGUUAAGAAAAAGGAAACAAACUUGCAAGACGUUUCCGUCUUGCGAAGCAAGCCCAUAGGGAAAAUCGUCUUGCGAAGCAGCUCAAAAAAUAAAAAACCCUUUCGUCUAGCGAGUUUUUUGUCUUGCGAGGUACCACUAUACUAAGUUUUGGGGACUUCUUGUUCUGGUGGAUGGUUUCCUUAGCUACUUCUUCUGUCAGUGUUUGAUUUGGUUGGGGGGGUGUAGAUGUUUUGCCUGUUUUGAGGGCAUUUUGUGAUGCUCACAACAGUUUCUUUGGUUUACAAAUGUGGCCCAGGGCACAGAAAGGUGACCUAGUUGAAAAUAUGAAAAUAUGAUUGCACAAGCAUUUAAAGGAGACUCCAUUGCACUACAGGUGCCUUAUUGGAUUUUGCAGGUUUCAACUUUUGCAAGUCUGUUGGUUUUUUUUAUGGAAAUGCUCUACAGUAGGGAUUGGAAUCCUGUGUGGAGUCCACCAGCAUGUUGACUCGAUCGCAGGCUCCCCAUCCCUGGACUGUGGCCACUGCCUAUACCAGAGCUUUCCAAACUUUUCAUGUUGGUGACAUACUUUUUAGACAUGCAUCAUUUCACGACACAAUAAUUCAGUUUUACUAGCACUAACCCCUUGCCAGUCCCAGGAGGAGCAGCAUUCACAUGAAACGCACACUGCACACUGAAGGCAACAUGCUAAUGUGUCACAACACACAGUUUGGAAAGCUCUGGCUUAUCCCAUUAUCCCAUUCGCCAGCCCAAACCCUCUGCGUUCUCUUGCAUCCAGUAGUGGCAACAAGAGAGAUUUAAGAAUGUGUCAUUAGCAGCUCUUCACUUCCUACGUUUUUUGUGUUUUUCAGAACCAGGAAAUUGAAGAACUGACCAAGAUCUGCGAUGAGCUGAUUGCCAAGCUAGGAAAGGCGGACUGA